AACUUAAAUGCAGUCAGGCUCGUGUGAGGUUGGAGGUUCAGGCUCAGCACCUUCUCUUUCUUUUUUUUCCUCCCCCCCUUCUCUUUCUCUCCCCCUCUCUCUUGCCUCAGCGCCUGGAUCUCUCCCCAUGCGCGCUUCUCACCCCCCCAAACACCUGCCUGUGUCUCCUUCCUUUUUGGUUACAUGUAAACUAGAUCCAAUCCGGACAGCAGCCGGUCGCAGUGGAGUCCCCCUUUUUUUUUCCUUGUCAACUUUUUGUUGCUCCGAGGACAACUUUUUCUUCGCUUUAGUUCCGCGCGCUGCUUCUCCAUCUCACCCAUCUUGAUUUUUUCCCACUUUCUUUCCCUCAUACUGGAGCUUUACAUCCAUUGACAAUCACAAAACAUGCUACUUUUCAUCAGUAUAGUUUAAUGCAGGAGGACGGAGGCGCGGUCCGAUCGGUUAAAUUGGCCAGAUUUCCACCGGUUCUCCGCGCACAUUGACGGGAUUCCCCAACAAACCCGAGUGGGAGCUGCCGGACAAGUCAAUGAAGGUGCAUCGGUGAAGGUAAGCAUCCUACUUUCCAUGUUGUGUUACGGACAAGUGGCAUUAAUAAUUGAGAAAUGCGUUAGAAAGGAGAACCUCUGGAGUAAUAUAAUGCACUUUGGUGAGGGGGGAAACAAGCGCGCCUCCUGCAGAAAUUGAUUGAUGCAGGCUGUGUGCGCCCUUGCGCUAGAGAGUUGUCCAACGCGAUACGUUUACCUCCAAACAGAUCGGCAAUAAUUCCUAUAAGGGUUAAAACGAAGACGUGUUUGCGCGAUGCGUUUGUGAUUCACAAUCUUCUUCGGGGAAAAGAUUCUUAGUCUGUGAUGCUGGACAAAUGUAAGAUGAAAAGUACCAGAACAGCUGGAGAAUGAGAACACCAACUUGGGAAAUGAAGAUAUGCACUUCAUAGAAAGUUAGUGAAGUCAACAUGGUAAAAGUGGGAAUUUGUGCAUGAGCAGUUACACAGACUGGUUUAGGAUGGGAGGAUGAGGACUGGGAGGCUGGUUUUGAUGCUGGUGUUGUGCUUUGAUACAACUUGUGUGAAUGUAGCAACAAUCAACUACAGUUUUAUGUGUAAUUUUAAGUCUUCCUACACAUCUGCUGGCUUCAUUACUAACAGUAUAACCUUGGAGGUGAUGUCCCUUUCACAAAGCUUUAAAAGCAAGUUACUUUCCCCUGCUGAGAUGUUAAUACUCUUCUCUCUUUGCCAGUUUUAGUCACAUUUUGCUGUCUUAAUAUAGUUUAGCAGAAGUGGGGUCAAAUUAGGGCAAUUGUCUUUAGACUAUUCUAAAGAACACGGAUCGCCAACUUCACAACACCUUAAUGGACCAAAGGGCCAAUGGAGGUGGACGGCUCCUCUCUCUCAGAAGAUCUUUUGUACCCACAGCCAUCAGAUUUUACAACACUUCUGUAAAUAGUAGAUGACUUUUAGAGACAUGACAAAUGUGACAACAGACAAUUGAAUUUCCCUUCAGGGAUCAAUAAAGUUAUUAUUAAAUUGAAUUAAUGUAAAACAAAGUAAAUCUCUCUUUUUUAGUCUCAAUAUCAAGUUUUUGAGGUCCACUGUGGUCGGCUUAGUUCUUGGGAUAAUGAAGAACUUCCCAUAAAUACUGAGAAGUUAGACCCUGAUCUUUGAUGCACAUAGCAGCUGUGAGACAAACUCUGUGAACUCUCUGUAUUUAGUAUUUAUGUCCUUGAAGGGUUUUACGUUACCCUCUAGUUUCUGAUUUCAAGACGGUGGAAUGGGCGAAAAUCACAUUGGUUCACUCUCUACACCAUAUUAUACUAGUGUUUAGAUACAAGAACAGAUGCUGUUCUGGUCUUACUGCCAUGAAGUACCUGAAAUUUUUUCAUCGCUGUUAGAUUAUUUCUGUGGAAUUAAGUUUAUAUUUCCAACAUUUGCAUUGGCAUAAUAGAUCCUUCCUCAUUAUCACUGUGAAGAUUGUUACAAGUGUUGCCUCUGAUUAUCCUUUUUGCUUGUAACCCCUCACAGGAUCUUAAAUGCAUCCUUAAAAAGCCCCCCUGUCAUCAUGACCUUGAUUGAUGAUCUUAAGUUUAUGUUACAUAAGGUCAAAUGCAUCAUUAGUAAAACUUCAACCAGUCCCAGUUGUUAUCCUAAUCUAUAAAUCAACAUUCAGUGAGCAAUACACUCGCAGAUUGAAAUUCCCAGCUGGUGACACCGCUACACUGCUGUUGUUGCUUAACAGAGCAGAUUUGGUUAUCACGUCUGAUACAUAGUGAGAGACAUGAUCAGAAUAGAUAAGAUGCAAACUAUAAAGUCUGAAAAGAGCCUGACGAGCAUCUUCCUCACUUUAUAUAAAAUUCAAGAAUACACACUCACAUACAUUAACUCUACACAGGUUUAGACCUUAACAGAGAUAUGGAUGAGCUAAGCAUGUCAUUGGGACUCUGAAAAGUUUAAAAUUCCCACGAUAGGAGUUCAAAAUCAUAUUCGUUUGGUAUUUUCUCAAACUCAAUUAUCUUCGGCUGAGCCAUCCUGUCAAAGGCAUAAAUGGUUUGUCUUAAACAUUUAGAUUUCACUGACAGGAGAUUCCCACUUUUCGUUUUAAAUCUUCAUACAUUUUGAGAUUUUUAAAAUACAAAUCUUAUUCAAAAUGUACUUGAUUGUUUAAAACUCCUCUCCAUAAAUAUAUGGAAAAUGUCCUUUCUAGUUUAUAUUGUAAAUAAUUGCUUUUUCACUGCGCUUUGAAAAUUACACAAGGUGUUGAAAUGGCACAUCACAUUGUAGACCAUUGUUGUUUGGGUAACUCAUUUACAAUCAAAUGUUGUGCUUAAUAGAGGCUCGAAUACUUAAAAUAAUUCAGCCUAACAGUGAAAUUCAGUCUUAGUUUCUUAAAAGUAAUUGAAAUGUAGCAGAGCAGCCUUCGCUAACACCUCACAAACCUAAAUAUCUCCUGUCUUCGUGAAGGGAUCUUCCUUUUGUCGACUAGGGAAUGUUUUGAUUUCCUGGGGUUGAAGAACCUGGACUCCUGUCUAAUCUGUAACACCGGCACCCAACAUGGGGAGAGUGACCCCACCUGAGACCCCUUAAGUCUGAGUUCCUCACAGGAGCUGGCAGGAAGAUGUUCAGUUCCCACUGCAGUCUUGAAAUGUUUUCUCUGGAUGCCACUGUCCCAUCACUCUCCACCUCCUGAGAGAACUUUUCUUAUUGACAAUGAUUAUGUGUAAAUCAAUAAGGUAGUUUUGUGCCUAUUUUUAACCAAAUUAUAUCCACAGUCUGUGUGAAUCGAGGCUCUGUGAGGGCCAACUGCAAGAGAGCGUCCCUCCAUUGAUUUGGUAUUAGCUUCACCAGCUCCAACGCCCAGCCACUUGUUUGCAAAUGACGCUCGACUCCGGAGGUAUUCAAACGAUCACUAAGCACAGGAGCCGAUAUUUAUAGAGGCUGUAACAGCUUCAUUAUUGUCAGGAGGAUGGUCCCAUGGAGGGUUGAAGCCCUCAUAAAGGGUCCGAUGGAGUAUGUCCCAAUCCGCCGAGCGUUUGACAGUACAGUCAAUGGUUCCAAUCGUUCCUCAUCUGCUUUAUGGCUGCACAGACGUUUAUAGCUGUUAUGGGGUUAAAAUAAAAGCAUUAAUGGAUGCUAAGGGCAGGAGCUCUAUUCAGCAGGGGGCUGCAUUUAAUCAACAGGCACUCGGUGUAAAGUCCAUAAUCCACUCAGUGACAGUUAGUGGUACCAUAGGGUUACACAAACUGUUGCUUUAAGGGAGGCAGCGGGUGAAAUCCUAUACACUCUUGAUUAAUUGUCCUCAGCUUAUUUUUGGUGUUUUUAUCCUACCAUCCACCUUGAUAAAGCACCUGUCUUAAGUUGUGUAGAAGACUAAUAAGUACUUGUGCUUUCACAAAACCUACAGACGCAAAUGAGACCGUCAGCCAAAAGUUGUCUGAGAAUUAUCUUGUUAAAAUAAAAUCCGUGACCAGUUGGCGUCCAAUUGCAGAAAUCGUCUUUGGUCACAUUUUUCACAGCAGAGGAUCCAAAUAAGUUCAAUGUUAGACAGUUUUUGCAAAGCAGGGUGAUACAACUUACACAUAUGCAGAGAUUAGGUAUGAUUUCCUUCUUAGCCGCAGGAGUCUCGGACAUUUACACCAAAUGAAAAGCAAAAUUAAAAUCAUCGAAACAAAAAGGCUCCAUAUUUCUGCUAAUGUAGCCCUCUGCACACGUAAAAAUACUCUGUUAUACCACACGUAGUCAAAUUAACAUGCAUUCUUGUAAGCAUACACAAUCACGCAUAAAAUAUUUAGAGUACUUGCUCAUAGCGCCAAGGUUAGCCUCUCUUUCCUGUAUUUGUCUUGCUAUACACAUGUAUUUUCCUGCUUUCAGUGGGUUGGCUCAAAUGUAAGCUUCCAACCUUGUGUCCACUCAUUCCUCUCUCUUUCUUCUCCAAAUCAUCAUUAUUCUCUUGCACUCUCCACAAUGCCUCCUCCUUCAGCCCCUUUGAGCUCCUGUGAAUUGUGUCUCGCACUAAAACUACCUAUUUGUGUUCCCCACUUUCUUUCCCGGCUACCUUCCCAUCUUCCGCUACGCCCAAAGCAGCUUCCCUUUCAGAAAGCGUGCCCCCUGUUUUGGAGUCGCUGACCCCCCUCGGCUUUCUCCUCUCCCUACCCCGUCUCCCACUUAACCCCAUAUUUCACAGCUGAACUACGGCUAAUUUCCCCCCAGUCCUCCGAACAGCGCUCUCUCUACUGCCGGAGCACGCUUAAUUACCCACAAUUAAAGCCAAACGCUAACGAGAAAAUUGCUCUGUUAUGAAAUUACUUCAAAAGGACUAGAGUAAGUAGAAUGGAUUGGAUGAAAAGUUGGGUACAGCCUCGGGUGGCAGGGAAGAGCUUGUGUGCUGUCUUUUCCCCCUCAAGCUGUCUCAGUGGACGGCAGUGAGCAAAGACUCCACCGGCAGCACCCAAAGCUGUGGGGUACAAUAUUCAACAGCUAAACCCCGGCGUUGGCGCUGAGGGAGCACAAGUGUUCACUUUAGUAAUGGAAGAGUGGAUGUUUUAAAGCUUUGUUGUGAAAGGGGAAGUGACUUGGUUUGCCAGUUUAGUCUCCUUUUAAUCACAGCAGUUAAAAAAUCCUGUGUGUUCAUCUUAGACAGCAGUUUUCUCUCUGUUACUUUUAGUAAUAAAUGUGACAUUAAAUCUCAAGACCACACAGAAAUAAUUAGUCGCUCAAGCUGGUAGGCCAACAGAUUGCCUUCAAAGUCAAAAAUAUGAAUUUACAGCUGCUCUUUAAACUGAGUGAUAGCAAUUCUAAGUUGAAACCUAAAAUCACUGCGAGGUUAUCGCAAAUUUUUUAAGACAGUUGACGUCUUUCCAUCCAAGCAUCUACGAUACUGCACACAAGGUCAUUUAAUCUAAUAUAAAUGAUUGAAUAUUUAAGUAAUUAUCCAGAAAUUAAAGGGGUCCAUUAAUCCAAAUUUAAUACAACAAAGCAGCUCUGAAAAAAAACAAAAAAAACUUUGGUUCAAUCUUUCUCAAAAAUUUCUGCCCUUAUACUCUUGAAUAGAUGUGAAUAUAACCACCAUCGAGAAUGAUCAAAAUAAGCAUGCUAACGUGAAGAUUAGGAUGCAGAACCAGGUAAAACUGGAACUGAGGCGAUGGCGAUCAAUUUUUGAUAAUUCUUUUUUUUAGUAAAGUUUUGUUUCAUUUUGACCUCUUGAAAAAGGUCCCCUAUGAAACACACAGGAGAAGAGUUGGUCCCCACCAAUCAGCCAGUUCCUGCACUUGACAUGUUAAAAUGUCCUUAGGUAGGACGCUUUACCUCUGUUGCUCCUGGAGGCAAAGCAAUUGGUGAGUGAAUGGGUAUUGAUGGGUAAAGUUAGUAUUGAUGAGUACAGCACGGCAUGUUCGGCCUUUGGUGUACGGAUGCGGAGUAAAAGUGACGCAGAAUCCAGCUUAUAAACACAAGCCCCCUCUUAUUUUGUAUCACAGAAACUUGAUAGCACAUUUUACGUAUGUACUCAGAUUUUAAUCUUAUUGAAGCUUCAGAGGAAAGUCAAAGAAAGAUCAGUCACAGGACUUCAUUUUAGGGUCAGGUGGAUUUUGCUCAGAUUAUCUUGGAUUUAAAACUUGUUGGGAUCGCAUUGUUUCAUCACAGCAAAUGGCCAACCAAUGUUGACGGACGUAUGUCAAAGCUGUUGGUAUGGUUUUUCAAAUCAUGUGCUGGUGCUCUCUUUUAUGAAACCGGUACCAGUUUCCUUCAUCGAUGAAAGAACCAUAACUCCAUUUCCCCUUUUUUGAAUCCGCAAAUAAGUCAUGUUACCUGGUCACUAGGCAUGAGAACAUAUGAUUUUUGAUGACUGGUGAAGGAAAAACGAUGGCUGUUUGGUGCCACUAAAACACCCCCCACUAUAUUUAAUAAUGUGACACCAAAGUCAUGAACCCCUCUUGUAACUUAACAGGAUUAUCUCACACAAGCCCUCUCGAGAGUCUCCUGGCAGCUCAGCUGAAUUGAGACGCCCAGAUGUUCUAAGUGUAUCCGCCACAAUAUACCUGACCACACACCCCAUCACCAAGGAAUGAGCCAAGUCUUCACCACCGACUCAACCCCCCACCCUCUACCCCCUCAACCUCCCAACCCAAUCCAAUCUACAGCAGGCAACAUGAAACAAAUAAACACUAAUUCGGAUUAUUUACGUCCAGUUUACACCACAUGACGCGAGGUAUGAGCCGGAGAAAAAAAGAGCUAUAAGGUGGGUGGAUAAUUGUAACAGUGGUGGUAAUAAGUGCAGCGGCUACAGUGAUAACAAUUAGAUUUGAUUUCAUUUGAGAAUGCCUCCACAGCUGCUCCCCACUCACCCCCAUAACCCCCUUCUUCCCCUUUUUCCCUCCCUGCCCCCUCCCCUCGCUCCUCUCCCCCUAGAUUAAAGUGGGUGUGUUAAUUCCGUGGUGUAGCGAUCGAACAGCUCUGGCAACAAUGGGAAAUGGGCUAUUGAUCAGAACAGCUCAGAUUAAGACUAGGCAGUGGAGCUCUUUCUUGCUCUCUUUCCCCUUCUUUUCUCUCCAUUUCCCACCUUCUUCUGCCUGUCUUCCUGUCUGUCCUGCUUGUGUCACCCCCCCACCACCACCACCCCUCCACCCCUUCUCUGUGCUCUUCUCUACCUCUCUCUAGUCUUUCACACCCACAAAAGAGAAGAAGAAGAAGGAGGAGGAGUGUUUGCAUGUAGAGAAGUCUAUGAGGAUUUCCUGGUCCUUCUUUCUUGUCCCUUCUCGACCGCUGACUAAAUUCAACCUCAUUUAGCGUCUUUUGCUCUCCUGGAACAUCACGUCUUUGCUCGAUCAUAUCUAAAGGCUGCACAGAAACCAACAAAUCUACAGUUGUAGCCUCGAGCUGAGUUAUAAUGUGCACAAUGUGAGCCUUUUAACAGUUCACUCUGCUGCAAUUUGACAUCCGUUCACAUGAGAUUUUAUAUCAAUCAGUCACAGUGAGCCCCUUGUUGUGCCACAAUUAAAAUCCGCCCUAUCAAAACAGCUCACAUACCAAAAUUAGCUGUCAUGAUCGGGGCUGCGGGACAGAACACAUUGGAUUUGCAUUGAACAGACAUAAAACAUACCAAAUGUGAGGAGACAGCAAAUCCAUACAGUGAAAAGUGAGCUAAGAAUCCCCUGCUCUACUUAUAUUAAUUAACUCAGUCAAUGUGGAUGUGAUAGGUCAGUUAUUCAUCCUCUUCCAGCACCUCCCCACUCUGUCACACAUACCUCCCAGGUGUCAGAGGCUCAGGCGCUCCAGCUGCUCAGCAAAGACCAGCGGAGGAGAAAAAUCACACACACACACACAAGCGCGCACAGACUGUGGUGAACGUAAACAUGAGCGGGUCUGAGAGAGAGAGAGCAGUGUUUGGAGAUCGCUCACGUGUUUCCGUGCAUUUGCUUUUUUUCCCCCCCUCUUUGGAUUUUAGAGGUGACACGGACGAUUGCAGCAGACACUGCAUGCAUGUACAGAAAACGGACAUGCAACGACAGCAUGCACACAAUCGCACACACACAUGAACACACACACACAUGCUAGUGGUCGCAUCAAUAUUGCCAUGACCCUCAGGGGACUUGCAGUAUUGGCAAAGCUUUCAUCUGCUGAGUGUGUGAGUGUCUGAUACCCCCUGCUCCCACACACACUGACUUGACAUACAGUCGAGAAAAACAGUCAUAAAGCAGACAAAUUCACUCUAGCUGUGGCUUUUGUGUAGCUGUGCACCCAAAAAGUUGAAGGGAGAAAGGGCAGGAGUUGAGAAAGUAACAGCAGGAGGGGUUAACAAGCAGUGAUGGAGGGCUGAGACCAGCAGUGGACACUAGAGGGCGAUAAAGAGAUGCACCCUUGCACCUGAGUGUGUGGUGAUGAAUGGCUGGGACCGUGGCGGUGUUCCACCAACACUGUCCUUUUCAGCCAACUUAUCUGGACCCUGAUUGAUUUUUAGAGGAGCUUUUUUGAGUUGUAUAAAAACCUUUUCAAAUAUUUGACAAAUUAGUUGUCUAUAUUCUAGAUUUGUUUUCAAAAAUUGGGACAAAAAGCUUUAAAAAUGUUCAAGUUACACCUUGAAGUUGUAUGUCUUUUUGGAAAAGACAAGAUAAAAUAAGAAGAAAUAAAAAAAUCUAAUCAUUUCUUUAACACUGAAGGCUGUUAAAGUCAAACAAUUUUAUAAAGUUCCAAAAUAACUAAUAAUCUAAGUAUAAGAUAAUGGAUUUUUAAACUUUUUUUAUUACCACCAGUGAGAACACUUCUAAUCGCCUCUUAACUUCCGCCUCCUAGUCGCAGUUGAUUUGACCUUUAUCCCCCUCAGCACCCGUGGGUGAGGGGAGUAUGUCAUGUUAGCAGAAAGAGACUGUGUCAGAGUGUAUCAGCAGAACUUCCCUGACUGUGUCUUCCAGGUUCUGUCCCCUGUCUCCUUUCCUUUCCUCCUUGUGAUUCUCUUGUCAUACACUCAGGCUGUCUGCACUCAAGUGAGUUCCAUAGGUUUACCUAAUUGAUUAUUAAGUUGCUGAUUGGGGAUCAAUUAAAUAAUUAAAGUUUGUUAAGGGCAGGGUCGAUUCACUGGCAAGAGAGGCAGGGGCGCGCUCUCCUCCUCCUCCUCCACUUGGUGUUUGUGUGUACGCAGGUGUGCGUUUGUGUGUUUAUAUGCUUGCUGUUGAUAGAAGUGAUGUGAUCGAGCUGAAAGCAGAAAAUGUGUUUGUGAUGGUUGGAUUGACAGGCAGGACUAAACCUAUUUUAUGUUGGACUAAAACACAGACCGUGGCUGUUCUUCCUCUGGUUUCUGGCUUUGUGUUGAGGUGGAUGUUCGGUGCACUGAGUCACUAUGUAUCCCAGCUGAAUUGGCUCUUUCUACUCCUUCCAGUGACCACUUCUAUUGGCUGUUCUGGGAGAAACUCCUCGAUUCAAGUUGAGCAACCUAUGGGGUCAACAUUAUAGACACAGUGGCACCUUGGUUACCAUAGAUCUGAGACAGGGUGUAAAGAGGCUCUUUUUUUGUGGUGGCAAAGUGUGUCCUGAAAGACAAAACACCCUCACACACACACACAAUGUAUUACACUACACACUCUCGCUCACACACACAGACCUCAUAUAUGAGACACAGGAGCGGAAACGGGUCGAAUCCUACUUCAAAUUCUCUUUCCUCUCGGCUUGUCGACCGGGGAAAACAAACCGACCCGAGGCACUGCGAGUGGGGAUUUACUAAUUAACUACUUACACACGCGCACACACACAGGGAGAGAGAGAAAGCAAGCGAGAGAGAGAGAGAUGCACACCUCCACUCCUCCCUCCUUCUUUCCCUCCCUCCCUCCUCCUCCUCCUCCUCUCCCCUCCCUCCCUGUGCUCUCCUCCCCGGGUUCAGGUUGGUAGUAGUGCUGCCUCUCCGGUCGCUGGCUCGCUGCGCCGUCAGAGUGAAUGCGUGUGGAUAGAGUGUUUGCGCUUCAGCCGAUGAGAGCCUUGACACCACUUCCUGAACACAACAACCGGCGGUAUGUCAUUUUAUUUUCACUGUUCAGAUAUGAUUCAGGGAUCCGCUUUUUUUUGACACACGAAACAUCGUACUCUCUCUCUCUCUUUCAAUGUUUGCUUCUCGUGUAGAAAAGUUGUGUUUGUUUCGUGCCAUAAACUGUAUCUAAUAUUUGUCAUCUUUGUGUGUGUUUAAGCGAUAUCACUGGUCGUGUUGUUUUUUCUUUUUAGUAUUUUGCUUCUUCUUGAACGUUUUUUCUUGUAUUAGCAUCAGUUUGAAGAUUGCAGAAUGUCUCUUUGCAGAAACCAAAAAAAGUUACCCCGUGCGUAAAUUACGCAUGCACACUCACUCAGUUUGGAAGCAUGUUUUAUAGCUCGUAUUUUACUUUACCUAUUCUGUCUUUUAAAAAUGUUUGAAAUCUUUUGCUCACACACACUCACUCACACUCACUCACACACACUCUCACGGUAGGAAGCAGAGUUAAAUACCCGAGUUUUGGCGCGUGCUCAGGUGUGAAUGGCUCGGCUUACACGGGAGCACUUUGAUGCGUUCAGCUGUCGGUGUUGGCCCGGAUUAGCCUUUAAGUGUCUCUAUUUGUUAGCGCGUCCAGCCCUCACCUCCUCACCGCCGUAUCAAUCAGUCAAUUAAACAGGCACUCACACACGGCGAGCUGCACGAGACCUCAGCCGGUGCAUCUCUCUCUCACACACACACACACACACUCACACUCACACACACUUGCCCCCUCCCUCUCUCUCUCUCCUUCUCUCUCUCCUGUGUGUGUAUGUGAGUGUUUGACCCCGUUUAAUUUACCUCCAUGAAUAUCUUAGCGAGUUUGUGUUGCAUUUAUAAGCUCUGUUUGAUUUAUCAUUUCCAUGUCAUUGUUCUGCUUUUAGAGGUUAUUCCACGAGCUUUAAAAAAAGUUUGUUUAUCUUAAUUAUAAAUUUUCUAAUAAGACAUUAAAUUAUUCACGAGUUUGUUUUAGUUUCUCGCCUCAAAGUUGCUGCAAAAUUCCAACUUAGAUCCCCUCCCAAGUGGACUCCGGUGAUUUAUUCCAACAUUUAUUUUUCAUGUCUAUUCCCAGUUUGAUGUGCACCAAGACUUAACCUUAAACCUUCCAAAAAAAAUACGCAAACCGAGCUGGACUUUCACUGACCAUCUGUCAAGGAAAACACCCAAGUUUACUCCCAUCAGGAGUGAAGCCGGUUCUGUUUGUAUAUAUAUAUAUGUGUGUGUGUUUUCACUCUCGCAUGGGAGUUUGUUUCAGAAGUCUAACCCAUCGAUACAGCGCGAGCCAAAACUUGAAAAAAAUAUAUAUUUGGAAUAAUCUUUAUGUGAAUUGGCUGGGCUCUCCUCAGAUUUUUUUUUGCUCCUCUUUUUAGGUGUUUACCCCCCUCACAACUUCGAUGCAUAUUUAUGCGCGCCGUGGGUGUACUCCAUCAAUUAUUUGUGCCAGUAUAUUUCCAGAUAAACAGUGUUUGUAAAUCAAUACUUGCAUGUAACUAUUGCAGAUUAAGAGAUCGAUCAAUGGAUCCACCCUAACCCCGACCAAUGUUGUUUUUCUGCCGUCAAUUAUUCACAUCUAACUUUACACAACAGCAGCAGCAGCAGCAGCAUCUGUAAAGUUUGAAAGCACCUCUGACUGGGUUUACGCACAAGGACGCUCAGAAUCAGUUUGACGAGUUUGGAAUUUAAAGAAAAAUAGAGAUUAUUUUUCUGCUAGAAAUCUCGAUGUAGUCUUGUUUUAAUUUAUUACAACAAUUUCACGUUUUCUUAGUGCUGUACUGUUUUCCUUUCCAACUUUUAAUCACCUCAGCAUCUCCAUCUUCGUGUCUCCUGGAUCUCUUCUCUCAGUGUGAACUUUGAGGCCCGUGAACGUCUCCACGGUCAGCUCUUCUUCCUCCGUUCAGGCCCGUUUAAUUGGAUUAUUUCCCCGCUUUUUCUCGCGUCUUCUCGGCGGCCGUCUCAUCCGUCUGCGCUGUCAAUACUUGGUGGAAAUAUUUCCGACAUUAAAUGGCAUUCGGGGAAAUUUCUCCCCACAUCACUCACCCUCCCCUCCCCUCCAUCCUUCACCUGUGCACGACCACCUCAACUCCACGUUUAAUCACCCAAUUACAUUUAUUAUAAAGAGAGAGCUAUGAGAGGACUGCUGCUGCUGUUUCUCACUCAAGUCUGUGCAGGCUGGAUUAUAAUCUGACAGCUCUCUUUUUCACUUAUUAACAAAAUAUUAAUAAUAAUCAUAAAUUUGAUAAUUUGAGAAAUUGUCAUAAUUUUAUUAAUCAAAUAAUUAUAACUUAAAAAAAUCAACAAACACAUUUUAGGCCUACUCUUACAUGUAUAAAGAAACAGAAGUAUUUUUCAAUCGUAUGCCUUUGAAAAGUCUUUUUAUUAUUAUUUUUAAUAUUAUUAUUUAAUUAUUAUUGUUGUUUUUAUCGAACGAAUAAUCUGCAUUUCAGAACUCCAAAAAGCUUCUUGCCUUAACUGAACCUCUGCUUUUUAUCUACAUAAUUUUUUUGUGUGUUAUAAAUUUGUUAUCACUUCUGUUUUAUUUGUUAAUUUUAGCGGAUUAAGAAACUAAUUUCAUUUUAAAGAAUUAAGAAAUAAUUAAUUUGGCAUUGUUCUGCGCGUAAUUCCCCAUGCGUAAUUUCCUCUGGAUGAAAUUAUUGUGCCUAUAUGUACCCAAUCGAAUAUACAUAUUUUUCUCUGUUAAUAAAGGGAAAAUUUGCAAAGCUUUAUCUUGUUUUAAGUUUUUAUUUUCGAGGAGUGAUGAAAGAGUUUAAUCUGUUCUUGGAGGGAGGUGAAUUUUACGCACAUAGUCACGAUUCUUUGGUGAAGAGGAAUCACCAUUUAGGAUGAAACCUUCCCCUCUUAAUUUUGGUCUUGGUUAGUUUCCCCCCUCCUUCAGGAAAUAGACUCUUUGCUUUCUUUUAUUCGUCAAACCAGUCGACCUAUGGGCUCUCACCUUUCCUCAUCUCCAUCUCUCUCGGAUUUUAAAAAAAGAAACUUCUGACAGGUACGGGAGGCGGGUUUGAUUUUCUAAAAAUGCUCUCAUCCUUAAUGUGUUGUCAUCUGGAAAGCAAUUGCGUAUGAUCAAAGUGCGGCUAGUUAGUGCGGUCAAUAUCCUUUCCAGCAAGCUUCUCACAUAUCGAUAACAAGACAGCAGAGCCUCGCGCUGAGCUGCGUUUAGGGCCUCUGGAUCAGCUCUGCUCACCGACAAAGCCGGAUGCACCCCGUGCGUAAAAAACAGCCAGAAACUCAAACAAAUAUUUUAAAGGGCUUUAACAUUAAUACUGAAAAAAUCAGAAAUCCCUCUUGGGGUUUAUGGAAAAUGGGAAAGACACCAACAGGAGGCGAGUUCGAUAAUGUCAUUCAGAAAUAACUGCGCAAAAUACGCGCCAUUUUCCGACAUUGUGGGAGAGUUGGAGUAAUUUCGCUCCUGCUGGCACCUCUUCCUCCCUCUCACUGUGUCCGUUACUGUAUGACAGUAAAGAGUAAAUAAGGUGAUUGAUCUGUGGUCUGUGUGGAGUGGUGGUCCUGCGGGAAAAUAACACAACACACACCCUCCAGGAUCGGCACCUCCAAGUGUCGCCAACGCCUGAGUGUCUUUCAUCAGAUUCCGGAUGAACAUUUUCUCCGCAUAGACUUUGAUUCAUAUCUUUAUUUUUUAACCUUUAAUGAUGAUUAAAAUAAUUUCCUCUAUGUUUCAGUGACGCCCUCGUGCAGUGCGACAGCGGCACUCUCCCCUCCCGUCUCCUCCUCCUCCCCCUCUUGGGUCGGAACCUGCGCAGCAGCGAACAAACGCCAGUCCGAGAGACGGUGAUCGGGCUUCGGCCUCAGGAGCAUCUCUGAGGCGGGGCGACGCGGGAGUCCAGGUGGGUGGAUUUACUCCUCAAGUUCAUCCUAAAUCUGCUUUUCCCACCGUCUCUGUCUUCACUUCACGUCUUUAUGCACGCACACACACACACACACACACACACACACACACACACACACACACACACACACACACACACACACACACACACAAAACUCCAUGUCCUCAGAUCUUUAAAGGUGAAGUCACUUGAGGUCAAAGAGCUUUUCCACCUCAUGUGUUGAUUUGAAGUUCAAGAACACAAUAGAAACUUUAAAACUCAGACUUUUAAUCUAUAAAACCGUACAAUGUGAAAACUUUAACAUCAAAUUAUAAUUCUCAUAGGUGUUGUUGCGUCAAAUCCAAGCUCUGUUGGAUUUUUAUUUGAUUAGCUUUGCAGUCCGAUUAUUUGUUUCUACCUUGUAACACAACUCUGUGAAUAAUCAAAGGUGUCCAAUGCUCCAUGUAAUCGCCUUUGGCCAUUACCGAUCACAUGCAACAUGCUCCUCCAGCCAGCCAAUGUCUGAACGCUUCCUCCGGCCCCUCUGCUCCCCUGCCCUCCCCCCUUAAUUCUUCCUGUCUGAUAUGAGCCCCUCGGCACACCUUAAAAUUUCUGUUUCAUUAUUCAUCAUUCGUUAUAACUGUGUGGUUGCAGACACACUUCUACCUGUUACUCUGCAGGCCUAUAGGGCAAUUGAAGGACUCUUCUGUAUCUCCCUCUCUAUCUCCGACCCUCUGUCCUGCCCCCACCUCCCUCCCUCCCUAUCUCCCCCCCUCCUCUCUCACGCCCCUGUUGUCUCUCGCUGCCACACCUGGUAACUACAAACUUGUACACAAUAAUAACAGCCAGAUGUAUCCAUCUAUCUCUCGAUCUAGCCUGUCGGCAGUUAGUGGAGUGGCUGAGAGACUUGCAGGCGUGAAAGGUCAGUUAAUCAAUGGCGCACAAUUUGACAAAUCCCAGCGACUCUUAUCAUCCUCAUGGGCGUUUAGGGCCGAAAGGAGGACCACCGAGAUAAAUGCUUAAUCCUGACUGCACUGCGAGAAGGAGAGGGAGAGGGAGAGAGAGAAAGAGGGAGAGAGAGGACACGUAGUGGGCAUGCAAAGGUUGUGGAGGGGAGUUGGAGAGAAGUGGAAGACGGAGACGUAGAAGUGGCUCAAAGCAAAACUGGAAGGUGAACAAAUGCAGCUGUAUUUGGAAAUGACAGAUUCUCAGUUUUUUAGACCAAAAAACAGGCGACUUUGUGUCUCUGAUCGAAGCUGCUGCUUCGGGCUGGACAGGCCAUGCUCUCGCCUUCUGGGCUGACAUCAAAAUCCUGGUUUCUGCUCUCAGUUAUGGCUCUGCCGCCGCGUGUAAAGUUGAGAAAAACCCGAGGAAAACAAAGGUGUAUGAGUGGUUGAAUUCUCCUGUGGCAUGUUAGCCCGCCUGCAGCAGUGUGCAACCAAGAGGAAAAUGAGCUUUUGUCCACAAGGCUGGCCCCUUUUUUUUUCUCCUCAGUUUUCUGAACUGCAGGGGUUUUGGAAGGUGGCACAAUUUCUUUGCCCUUAUACCCUUAACAAGAAUCAGCCCAGUAUGACACAGAGGCAGUUUUUUUUCCCUCUUGAACUGUAACACACUUUUCAUCUCCUGCUGUGGCCGCGCUGACAUUAAUUUCAUUAACUGUCAUUGUCAAAAAAGGUGUCACUGCACUGAUUCCUUCAACGUGUGUGUGUGUCUUCUUAAAAGGAAGCGCUUGAGCAGCCACACAAACACACGCUCAUGUCCUUUAUCUCCAUCUCAAUACAAGUUCAGUGUAAUUCAAUUGAGAUUAGUUGCACUGGCAUGACAGCAGAUCCCUAGUAUUGCCAAAGCACUUAGGAGGCAAUGACAGGACCACAUCGACGUGUGCUGACACACACACAACACCCUGCGAGUGGCCAACCUUGCAGAGAAAGAAAGAAAGAGAGAGAGAGAGACAGAGAGAGAGAGACUCGGUGGAGGUGGAGGAGGCAGAGAUGGAGUGACAGCUAAGAGAAAGAGGUUUGGGGGGAAAAUCUCAGGAUGACAAAGUUGGAGGAUGAUAGAAAGUUUUCCGAAAAAGAGUGCGACUAGAAGAGGAGAAAAACGAUGAAGGGACCCGGAUGGCGAGCGGCGCUGAAGCAUGACAGAGUGCGUCCAGAAAGAUGAAAGAAUGAUUGACUCGCAGGGAGAGUGACGGAGGAAGAAUGAGGGGAAAGAAAAAGGCGACAAAGAGAAAAGCAAAAAUAAGAUAAAGAAGGGCGGAGGAAGAAGAAGAGAGAAGAGGCGAGAGGUAAAGGGAGCAAGAGAGGAUAAAAUGUUUAAGAGUGAUGUACGAGAAGAGGGGAGAGGAAGAGAUUUACUAGAAGAGAGAUUAAGUCAAGUUGUCCCCGGUCAGUCAUUAAUCCGAUUUAAGAGCAAUUAAGGUGAGACUGAUUCCUUCCUAGAGAGAAAGAAAUAGAUGGAGAGGGUGAAGAGAGGGGGGAGAAAGAGAGGAGACAGCGGGGGAAAGAAGAAAAGAGUGAUUGAAAGAGAGAAGUGGGAAAAUAAAACAGGUGUACGAGCUCUGAGUGCUGGUUUGUGGACAGACCGGCCGACACAAUGAGAUCCAGAAAAGAUACCUGAGAUUUAACACAAAUGUGAUUAUGUAAGAAAACUCAGAUGAGAGGGGAAUAUCUUUCUUCUUGAAGGAACGAUAGUAGACGUGUUUGUUCAUGCUUUCUUUUCUUAUUCUCUGAAUAACAUUCCUUUUUUUAUCAGACCCCCUGAGACCGGGGUCAUACUGAAGUAACUCCUGACACCGCUGACAGAAGCUUAAUGUAAAAGCAAAGCAACCAGGACCUCCAGUCUGCAUGUGGGACCUCUGCUACCUGCGAGAUUACUCCUCUGAGAGUGGGCAGAAGUUGUAAAAGUUGAGCUUGAGGUGAAAGUGCAGUGGCAGGAAGGAGAAAGAGAGAGACUGAGGGACGCGGCGAAGAAGCUCCUUUACAUGAAAAUGAAAAAAAAAAAGAGAGAGAAGUAAAAGCAGUCCCCCCCACUCCCCCUCUCCCUCCCUCCAACCCCAGCUCGCUGUGCUCUGUUGUUCCAGAUGUGUAUCAGAGGUCCCGGGGUCGACAGAGGGGUCCCUCCACCGCUGUAGCAUUUCUGUGUCUAUUGGGAGAUGCUGGUUGUGAUAGCUCAGCCGUCUGACACGUACACAACAGUGCAUAAAUCAAACACACACAUACGCGCAGUCGCUCCAUUUAUCUCCCACUCAAGCAGCGCGGUGAUAGCAGCCAACUCUGCAUAGAGUCAGGGAGGGAGAGAGAGAGAGAGGUUGUGGUCGGUCUUGUUAAGUGGGGAGCUGUAAAAAGGUUUAUACUUGUGUUGCUGCCAUCUCUAUUGUUCAAGGCCUUUGCCAGUGUCUGUGCCUCUUUGUUUGUUGUGCUCUAGGAGUAUAAAGCGAGCUCGACUGCAUCCAUAAUUGCUGUUUGGGACAACAGUGUGUCAUUAUGAAGCCUGUUAAGGAAAAGAAUGGAGCAAAUUGCAAGCAGAGGUCAUAGAUUUUGUUUUGUAGCAUGUUAUCCCUUUGAAUGGAAAUGUUUUUACAUGAUUUCAUUGACUUGCAUCAAUGUUGAAUACGUGUUUUUUCAAAAGCAGCUCACUAUUAUGGGGAAAAUUACUUAAAACACAUCUCUUUACUUUGCUUCAUUUUUCCCAUCCCGGCUCUUCUCUUAUCAAAAAUCGCUCUAUUUUUUGGUGGCUUUUCCGCGUACCAAUCUGCAGCCCAUCACAAGUCCCAGAUUGAGAGGCCAUUUGGCUGCUGUUGACAGGAGGCAGCAGCUAUUGACAGGGCCCUGCCGGGGAGGCGUGUCUCGGGCCCCGCGUCCAAAGCGUUUGUGGCGUUUAAUACACUGUAGCAGCGGUCCUCGCAGCUCUCACCCUGCGUGCGACUGCCAUAGGGAUCAAUAUGCACUGGGUUAGAGAGAAAUGGACCAUCUGAUGCACACUCAGAAAGGGGGAUGAGGGAGAAGCAGCGAGAGAGAGAAAAACAGCAGGGAGGGUGAGAUUUAAAGGGAAAAAGAGAGGAACGGGCUCGAAAAAAAAGGGGAUAUGGCGAGACCAAAAGGAGGGAAGAAAGGAGAGGAAAUGAUUAGAGGCACGGUUUAAAAGACAUGGAGGCAGAGAGCGGCCCGGCACAAAGAUAGAUCGCAAGUGAGAGAAAGUGGUCAGCGGUUGAAAGAGACAUUCAGCUGGGAGAGAAAACAGAUUGGAGUGAACGGGGAUAGACACUGAAAAAGAGGAAGACUCAAGACACCAGGGAGGAUACACACAGGAAAAGAAAAAAAGACAUAAGGGAAGAGUGGGAGAUAGGGAGAGGAGGGGGUGAGGGGGGGAGCUAGAGGAAAGGAGGGGGGAGAAAAACAGAAAGAGAGAGAGAGGGGUGCAAGAAAGGAUGAGGAGGAAGGGAAGGGAGGGGAGGGGGGUAAAAUUUCCAUCAGGUUUUCAAUUGGGGCGGAUCAAUAGUGUAUUAGAGCUCACCUUGACCCCGUCUCUCCCCCCUUCUCCCCAGCCCUGCACACAGGCCAAGCUACUCUCCCUCACAGCAGGGGACGGAGAGGGGGAGAGAUUGCAUUACGGCCUCCCUUUCUUGGACCAAAGUGGCAGAAAAUGGCACAAUAAAAGCAAGAGCAGACAGAAAGAAAGAGGAAAACUAAGUCGCGGCGGGCAGACACAGAGAAAGUGGGAGACGAGGAGUAAGAGAGAGCAGAGAGAGAGAGACACCAGCGGGGGUCGUCGUGCUUGUUUGGACAGAGAUUUCUGAGAGAGGAAACUGGUUGGGUGGUUGAGUUUGUGCAUGAAGACUUGACUUUAGAGUUUGUAUCAUCGCAACCCUGAAAAGAGGAAAUCGUAACGGAACUAUAUUUUCCUCUUAAAACAUGCAUUCAUACUCAGACAGGUCGAAUACUGCACAAUAUCAAUGCACCCUGCACACGCGGAAGUUUGAGCUCUGCAGAGAAGUGUCCUAUUAUUUCUGCCGCUGCUGCAGGGUCAUAUGGGGUGUAUGAAUUGCUUUAUCUCAUUUUGACUAUUAUCUCAACUCAAGAAAACAAAUAAAAUUUUGAUUGUGUGAUUUUUGACGACUACGAAGAGACACAAUCUAAAACAAUCCAACAAAUCAGAGUACCUGUAACAGUUGUCCAGCAAACCGUCCUUGGACAUUUUUUUGGCGAUUUGCCUUCAUUGAUGGUACAGGGUGUAAUGUAGGGAGAUAAAGAGAGUGGGGGGAGGACAUGCAGCACAUGGUCGGAGCCAGACUCGAAAUCUGCGACUGCUGCGGGGACCGUGGUCCCCAUACAUGGGGCGCGCUAACCCACUCAGCCAUCUGCGCGCCCCUGGACUUUGGGGUGUUUUGAGUUCACGAAUUGAAUAGUCAUUUAACUUCGACUUCAAAUUCGGUCUAACCAUUGAGUCUAAACGUCAGAACACACUCAUGAACAUCUCAAUAUUGCGCACAUUUAUUCAACAUGAGUAAAGAGGAUCACACUGGUUUGACGAUUGUACAUUUCUUUAAUCAGACUCGUCUCCUUUAUAACUGUGCUGUGCUAGGAGAUGCUGUCAUCUGUGCUUGUUUACAUCCGGGUAGUAGAGCAGUGAUGCAGUGCUGCAGCAGCCUCUCACCAGUCUCAGUAUAAGGUGGGCAUUUCAGGCAGUGAUGAUAAGAAUAUUGAUAAUUCAUUGAAACCAAGUAAGUAAUUCUGGUUCAGACUGGUGAGGAUGAUGGCGUUUGAUUGUUUAGUCGACCAAUUGUGCACAUCUUUAGUUGGAAUUUACUUUGUAUUGUGAAACCCUGAUGAUCUUAUUUCAGUUUCUUUUUACUAUUUUAUCCUAAUUUCUAAAAACGUAAGUGAUUAGUCAGCUGGUUGACUUUAUCACACAUAGAGAAGACUGCUAUCGACCAAGGUAGAACAGACCUGAUCUCUCAAUACAUUUGCGUGUUGGUAACCUGACACAGUGUUCUGCUCUUUCGAACCUAUUUCACAGUUUUUUAGCUAAAAAUUUGUCGUUGUGCAUUAAGCUCCGAUCCCUGCUAAAAUGCAAGUGACUACAUUUAACAUGUUUGACUUUUUAACUUUUUUUUUUACCACCCUGCUUGCCGUACAAAGGCUGUGUAGACAUAAUGUAUGUAUAUGACAGUCAUCGGGCUAGACUGAUGUUGACAUGCCAUUUAUUUUUGUUUUUCCAUUGACCUUUGUUUUUUUACUUAGUUGAAUCACACAGCAGAGACAGCAUUGACAGUAUCUUUAAACGGACACUGUGCUGCCAUGUGUCCCCCAUUGGAGAUGGUUGGUGUACACUUACAUGUUGAGCUGGUGGAGCUGGAGUAUGUGCGUAGGCAAUCUAGCUGGUGAGGCAAAAAUACGCAUGCAAGUUACAGCUAAAAUGUUAAUGGUUGGAUCAGUCCACCGCAGAACAGAUCCUUGUGUUGGUUUGAAGCAGACUCUCACUAUUAUAGGAAGUUGACGAGAAAAGUGUUAUAGUUUUCUCUCGCCAUUUUCCCCGCUCUGCUGCUCUGCUAAAAUAUACUACAGAAGUCUGCAUUUACCUACAAAGUUUUUUUGGCCACUUUUUCUUUUUGACAACAAAGAGCUGAUCUAAACUUCACUCCAUUUUAUCAUCUGACCCACAGUAUGUUUAAUCUGUUCAAACAGAGGAGGCGGGCUUUUUGACUUUCGGUGCAGCCGGUCCUAAUAUUUUGGCUUCACAGUCCGUGAACACUUGUGGCAUCCAUUUUUAUAAAUAGAGGCAAAUCGUAAGUUUAAGAUGUGACAAAUGUGAUGUUUUUUGAAUGGUGUAACAUUAACAGUCUUGUAUGUUGACUAUGUUGGAAACAUUUACGACAUUUAAAGUGGUCAUAGCCAAUAUUCUUACAACUAUCCCACUGAGCAUUUUUUGGUCUAAGAGAGGUCUAAUAGACGUGUGAAUGUAGCCUAGAUGACUGGUCUAAAAUCAGGCUACCAAAAAAAUUAAAGUUUUUAGACGUCUAAAUUUAGACCAAGGUUUGAAAAAAUCUAAAUCUGGGCUAUAUCUAUACUACACUAUUGCUCCACAGCUAUCGAAAUUAUUUUGGUUAAGUACUUGGAGAUCAGUUAUGCAAAAUAGUUAUUGAAUAAUGGGUUAAAGUGCAACGUCUAAAUUCUGUCUAAAAAUAUUCAGAAUCUAGACGGUUGAAAUUAGGUCUAAAAACACCUAGAUGUCUAAUAGUUGUCUAUUGCUCAGUGGGAUUUUAACAUACCAAAGCAUGUGCCUGACAUUCAAAGGCUUUUUUUUGCUACAUUUUGGUCUCCACCAGUAUCUUCUCUGUGGUUUCACGUCAUCUCAGAAACAUUUAUUCACCCUAUCAGACUCAAAUGUCGUCUUCUGUUUUUAUAGGUAGUUUUUAGGGUUUAGUGAAAGCUGAAAUGGUCAUUGUUCCUCACCGCAACUUCACCCAGUUCAGUGUCUAAAAUAUCAGCCAACCAUGACAGAUGUCUCAGCAGUUUUGUAGUUUUCUGCUAGAGCAACAAACACUCAACAACUUAGAGAGUCACACUGAAACUCAACACAAACAGAUAGCAAGCACUGACACAGGACAUGAGAGCGGUAGGACACACUUCAUCAGUGGAGGACAGUCAGACAUAAAGCUGUUUGAGGAGGACAGAGGCCGGGGGCAGAGGGAGCGAGUUGAUGGGGGGGAGAGGUUGAAUAAAAAAAAUUGAUCCAGGAAUUUAGCAUUUAGACACAGUUUACAAAGUGAUACAGAGAGGGGAGUCACGGGAGCAGAGGGGACCAUGCGGGGGAGGACACUUAACUUUACAAUAGGUCAGCCCUGCCUAUUUGACUAACUAUAACCCUGACACACAGCCUUGAAUGCUGCACCCCUUAUACACCUCAGAAAAUAAGCAUGAUUCUCAGAUUCUCCUCUCAACGAUCCAUCUUCAGACGAGUGUGUGAUUUAGCUGUUUAGACAGGAGCUUGUUUGUAAAAGCGCAGACCUACUAGCAGCACCAUCCUCAUCUCUUCCCCACAUUUCCUAAUGCUGUUCCUAUUGUCACCCAUCCACACUCCGGUGCACAUGCACACGCCAAGACAACACACAGAAAUGCGCACGCACACACUCAACCUAUGUCAGACGCACACACACAGGGUAACACACAAACUCUGUCCCACUCGCUGAGGGGGAGAAAAGGAAAGAAAAAAGGAGAGAAAAAAGAAAUCGAUCGCCGGGGAUAGCGGUGCGCGUCGGAGAAUCGUAUCUUGUCAAAAUAAUAUAUUACCCUCAUCCCCGCCUGAUCGAUGCGGUGGAUUAGGGACGGAGGGCUCCCUCUCUCCCCUCCUCUCUCUCCCUCUCUUCCUCCUCGGUGCUUGGUGCAGUUUAAUAUUUACCUCCGUGAAAGAGCGGCCGCGACGGCUCUCAGCCCUAAUUGAUUCCGACACAUGGGGCUCUGUGCUCAGGCUGCGGAUGAGGGAGGGAGGGCAGGCUGGAAUGCAGAGGGAGAGAUGAGAAAGGAGGAAAAGAGGGGAAAGAAAGACAAAAGAGAGGAAUGAAAAAUUAAAGAAAGAGGUUCAGAAGGAGGAACAUGGGAAACCGAGGUUUAGAGAGCGGUGUCAGCAGUCAGAUUGUGGGAAAUGUAAUCAAUGCAUGGGCUUGUUUUUGGUAAACAAAGGAAAAAUACAUCAGAAAGAAGACAAAAGCUGCAGCAAGAGAGAAAGGGGCAAAAGGGAGCAGGCCAAGCUGAAAGAAGUGGAUGGAUAAACUUUCCAGGGGUGAUAGAGAGAUAAAAUGACAACCAAAGUGAAAAAAAAAGCUGCAGAGGAAGACCAAAGAGGUCAGAGGAAAUAUAGUUGGAAAAGUGUAGGAUGGAGACAGGAAAGCCCAGAGUGGAGGGAGGAUGGGUUGUAUGUAGCACAAAAAUGGGGGGUAGAGGGAUGAAUGGAAAGGAUAGCAGAGAGGAAAUGAAUCAGGAAGAAUGAAGGAAACAGAAAGGAGUAGGUGGAAAUGGGACAGCACGCGGAAACGGCUCCAGGAGAGCAGGAAGAGAAACGGGGAGGGAUGAGGGGCCAAGGAGAGCAAAUGAGAGGGGAUUAAGAGAGCGACAUGAAGAUGGAUAGAAACAGAGGAGUGAAACAUGACGGCUGGAAUGUAGAGCGCCAAUAAAAAGCGCAAAGAACAGGGAGGGAAAGAAAUAGGGGGGGAUGAUGGAAAAAGAGCGCAGCGCGGAGGUGACAGAAUGAUAUCAGGUGGGAUAGACAGAAAACAGGAGUGAUAGCAGAGCGAGAGGCGGGAGCGCAGAGAGGGACCAUAUUUUCCGUUGAAGGAACUGGCCUGUCAUGCUGUUCCGCCAGCGCAGAGCAGCUCUAUAAAAUACAGGGAGCAGGCGGGUCGUGUCGGGUGACUUAUGUGUAUAUCUAGGCUUUGUCAAUAUUUCUUUCUGUCUUCCUUCCUCGGUGCUCCCCCUAUUGCUCCCUCGCUCCUGUGCUCUCACUCCAAUUCUGCUUCUGCCACCUCUCUAGGUGUGUGUUUGUCCCAGUGAAGAGCUCACUUCUUCAUCUCUCUUUCUGUUUUUUUUUUUCUUUCUUUCUAUCAAGCUUGUGCAGAGACACUUUGGAAGUGGGUUUUUGCCUUUGGACGUUAGCACGACUGUGGCGCAGAGUCUCGAGGCGUCUGCAGGUUUCAACGCCUCAAUGAUUCUCCGUGAUACAAUGCAGACAGGAUGAUGAACCUCCCAGUAAAAUGGCCAUCAUUGACAGAGUGACAAGACAUAUUCUCAUUGCUGUCGGAUUUUAAAGUUUGCGUCUUUCGCUCCACAACAAACAGGCAGAUUUUGAUAUUUCACACCUACUGCAUGUUUGAGUGAAUGCAUCUGUUUGUGCACUCCUCCACUCACGCUUUGCCCCUCUACAGAAGCACCGGGUGGUAUGCUGAUUUAUUCAUGCGGUCCCACUGAGGAUUGCACCUCCUCUUCCUCAUUUGGCAUGGUUUAGUAUCCUGAGCACAGGCCUGCGGAGACCCCGAAUCCAUGGGGGGCCCAGACAUCCUGCAGAUACACUGCACAGGUCUACCACUGGUGGACACUCACAAAUUAGCCUGCUCUCCAUGUCAUGUUUAUUCAUCGAGAAAAACACGUCAAAACUUCUAAGAAAACUUCUCCACGCCAAAUAUGCAAGUUUGGUGCAAAGUUGCUUUUAGUUUUUUUGACUACGUUUUGGUUUUUCUGAUGCUUCAAACACACGAGGGGUUCAAUCGGAGUCAAGGUGGGGCCUCGUGUUGAAAUUUUUAUCGAAGGAAAGAAAACAAAAGGCUUUAGUCUUCCUGAGAAAGAUACUGUCAUUGGAGUAUGAAUCUAUUUCGAGCUGUGAUCACAAGUCCAUGACAACUGACUGUCACUGUGGAAACAGACGGAGGAGAAGGAAAGAUAAGAGACGAAGAAGUUGCACUCGAAUGAAAGAGAACUUAUUUAUUUUUACAGAACAAGCUGAAAAUUUUCAAUCUGUCUCCACGACUUCCUCUGUCUCCCUUCUAUUUUCUCUCUCGCUCUCUCUCUCUUUUUCUCCCUCUGUCGCUGUCUCUCUUCUUUAUUUACACCUCUCCCCUGCUCUCUGCAGUGGCUCAGGGAGCGGUAACAGAAGUGUCACUUGUCAUUAUUGGUCUAAUUCAGUAAUCCGUCAUCGUGCACUCACUGUAUGCAGGGCAUUAUACGCCGGCACAGCAGGUGUACUGCGCGCUGAGGUGGGGAUUCGAUUUGACACGCGCACACAGGCGAGAGGGCUGACGAGGGCCGGGGCAGACGGGUACUGAGUGUGUAUGUGUGUGUGUGAAUGUGCAUUUGCUUGUGUAUUUGUGUGAGAGGGAAAUGGAUAGAGGAGAGAUUGAAUUUCUUGGUGUGUGUGAGUGUGUGUGUGUGUCUGUGCACACACAUGGAUAUAUGACUUCAAUAGAAAUGCUUCAGUCCAAGAGGUGUGUGUAAUAGGAAGAGACAGAGCAGUAUUGAAUAGAGACAAAUUGGCAUUAGAUAUUGUAGAAAAUAAGGACCUGGUCAGAACAGAAGACUCAGUUGUCAUUUUAAAAAGCAUAUUCCCCUCUAAAAGUGAAAGAGCGUGUGUUUGCGCCUGCGUUUCCUGCGUCUUCUUUGUGUUGGAAAUCUUUAUUUUGAAGUCUGGGUGCGACAACUAGUUAACAAGUUUGACAACAUCAACGACAAUAGAGCUGCCAUUCAUUUAAAUGGUGAUAAUAAGUCAGUUCAGUCAUCUCUCAUGUUGUGAGGGGUGAGCGAUCUCUCAUCUUUACUGUGUCUGCUGAGAGUUUUUCAUGCAAAACAGCCACUGGGAUGUGACAGGACAACAAAACUUGGUGUCAGCACAUGCAUCAGCGUCACACUCUUAAACUAAAGAGAAGCCUGUAAAAUUUGCAAAGCAGACCCUGUUUAUGAUGGGAGCAUGUUUGUAAAGCACAAGCAUUUAAAGAGAAGUUAGAUGGACAUCUUAGUAACUGCUACACUCAGCUUAAGAGUCACACUGAUAUUUGUUCCUUUACAUCUUCAGUGUCUCACCUUAGAAACUACUCCCUCAUACACUUCCUCUUGUUUUUAUCCUGAUCAGUUUUUCCCCUUUUUUCACGACUCAUCACUGGAGCAAUCUGUCAUGUUACCAUUAUACAACACAUGAGACAUCUGCCUUACAUGAACACUGGUUAUGUUUGAGCCAAGGCAAAAAUAUGACUUGAUUUCAAAAUUUUAAUAGCUUUUAUUUGAGUUUGAGUUUGAAAGAGUAAUGUUUAAAGUUAAAACUGUUGGCUGAUUAAGAACCCUAGAAGAUAAUUUGUUAGUCAAUCAAUCAUUGAUUGAAGAUUAAUCAACUCUCUAAACAGUUGUUAGUUGUGAUUUAAAGUUCCUCUAAAUAAAUGCAUCUGCCAUAUGUUAUAGUGAGAUCAACAACCAAACAGAUGAGCAAAACUUUGGCUUUCAGGCCUGCAGGUUAAAAAAGAAGCUAUAAAGGACAGUGACUUUCAAUGAUAUCCAUCUUGAUGUUCAUGGCGGGGACACUUUGCACUACAGGUCUGUUUGGCAAGUCACUUUUUCACAACUUUUUUCCCUUAUUAUACCAAAGUUACCUUUAAAGUAAACUGUGUCAUACUACACACCAAAGUAAAUAAACCUUGUUAUCUGUUUGACUGUUUUAACCUUCAUUAUAAGUCUUCUGCUUUUAUAACAGUGCACCACAGGGAUUCAAAAAGUUGUUUUAAGCUUCUUUCAGGGUGUUACAGGUGGUGUAAUUGGCAAGUCAUUAGCAGUCUUCAUUUUAUCCCACAGCGGUUAAAUAGAUAUAAACAUAGAUACAAAUGUGACUUCUUCCUGAUCAGUGGUGAGCUUCUAACUUCUGUAUUCUAAGUUUAAGUUUAAGUUCAGUCUUGGCAUGGUUGGAGUUGGUGUGGGAUGCUGCUGUUGUAUUAACUUGGUGUGCUUCUGUCUUUCUAAUGUAACCCUGAUAUAAUGACUCACAGUGUCUUGUCUGUUAUCGACAAUUCACAUAGUUUAAGACAAACACGUUGAUAGCAUUGUGCAGCCUGCUUUAAACUGUGCACAUUUUAAUUACUCUCGAUCACACUGAGGCACAACUUAAAAUCUAGUCCACUUCAUCACACUGCCAACCACUACUUUCAAAUUUCUCUAUUAUUAACAGGCAUUUAUCCUGCAAUAUAUAGUAUCCUUGUUCCUCCACCAGCAAGGUUGUGUGUUAGGUGUUGUUUUUUUACUUGUAAUCAGAAAUAUAGAAAAAAAUCAAAAACACAUAAUUGAAACAAGUAAGUUUCCUGAAGUCUUUGAUUGGAAUCAGAUCUGACAGCAAAUUUUGACAUAAUCUGAUUCGUUUGAUAAUAAGAUGCUGUAGUCAUGUGAAAUAUUCAUAUACACUGAGCUGAAAUGACGACUCUCCACUGUGACACAGCAAUGAUUUAACAUUAUUUUUAUCGCUUUCUAAAGAAAUCAAGACUAAUAUUUGCAUUUGCAGGUUUGGGAUGUGAUUGGGUGAAGGUUUGUGUGCUUUAAGUGCUUCUCUUCAGGGUACCUUGUGUUUUCAUUGAGCCUGUAUCACCUGUCUUGGUGUUCGCCUGGUUGUUUUAGUAAAAGGUGGGUAGAUCUGUAGCUGCUGUGCUGUAUGACACAUAUCUAUUCACUUAUAGUGUAUUUCUUUGUGUGUCUGUUGUUUCAUACAAACACACUGGCUGCACUUUACUCUCAAAGGUCACGAGUUUAACAAAGCUGAAAAUUUCCUACAUGUCAUGUUAGUGGUAUUGAUUGCAUACAUCAUAGUAAUCUAAAAUAUACGGACCUUUAAAAAAGAUUUGAUAUCAAAAAGGAUGUUUGUACAAUAUCAAUCUCACCUCCCUUAGUGUCCCUGAUGAUGCUGGCUGCAGUGCAUCCUGGGUAGGGUAGUUUUUCUGUCUGAACGAGUGUGCGAGCUGAAGGGUUUGAUCGUGGGUGGAGUUUCCCUAUCUCUCUUUAUCAACGGCAAUUUGUAUGUGAGCGCUCACCUCUGUAGUCCCAGUGGGCAUGGCGGAUUUUAUCAAGUUCUUAACCCCACAAGGCUCCAAAUCCAGUUACCACUGUAAGUGUUUUAAACUGUUAAAACUAUCAAACGCUCCAUGCUGAGUCUUAGACCGCGUACACCCGGACCACAUAUGAAUCUAACCACAUUUACUUUACAGUUUUUUUUUUCUCAUUAAAUUUAUGCUGCACAGAACACCUGUCAUUUCCACCACUUUAUAAAGCUCCAGUUUUAGACUGACUCUGAUGAGAUUUGGAGCUGUUUGUUCGAGUCACAAGUUUUAGCUCUUAUUAUAUUGAUUUUUUUAAACUUUCUCUUUUUAUUGACAAAUAAGCAAAAUAUAAAACACUCAAAUGUGAUACUGCAGUUCACCUUUUCAAAACACUUAAUCAUUACAUUAAAGCUCUAGCGAUGAACUCUCAGUUUGACUCAAUUUUAGCGCCCCUUGUGGACAAAUCAACCUUUGCUUGUUUUGUCCUCUACAGCAGAGGUCCCCAACCCCCGGGCGCUGGACCGGUACUGGUCUGUAGAUCAAUAAGUACUGGGCCGCAAAAAAAAUAACAAUGAUUAAAUAAUUUAUUUUUCUUUUCAUCCGUCCUCGCAGUAUCUUAUUUUGAGAUUUUUGUUAUUGGAACCUCCACGCCCCUGCCCGGUCCUUGGAAAAAGUUUCCUGCAUGAAACUGGUCCCUGCUAUAAAAAAGGUUGGGGACCACUGCGUUAAAGCUCCAGUGAGGAAUUCUCAGUUUGCAUCAAUUUUAGCGCCCCUUGUGGACAAAACAGCCUUUGCUUGUUUUGUCCUCUACCUGUUAGUGUCCUCUGACAGAAUAUCUCAACUUUCUGACUUUUGACAGUGAAAUGUUUAAUUUUACGUGAAUAUUUUGUGCAGUAAUGUCAAAGGCAGGUCAGUUUCUUUAGCUGCUCAGUUGACACCUACAUCCUCAGAUCCAUCUGAGGCAUCAAAAUUUACAUUAUAAAAAACGUUUAUCUUGUUUCUUAUGGUUUUGUUUGCUUUCAUACAUCAUUAAAAGGCAUAGAUCUAAAUUUCAGCAUAUUUCAUUUACAUCAAAAAACUCAUAACAGUAGCUUUAAGUUUAUUUACUAUAAUCCUGAUGACUCAAUUACUAAGUAUUGAUACUCACUGAGCGAUAGAUGGCUAUUAGAUGUCUACUUUUUUUAGACCCAAUUUCAACCGUCUAGAUUCUGUAUAUUUUUAGACUGAAUUUAGACGUUGUACUUUAACCCAUUAUUCGAUAACUAUUUAUUUCAAAAAGCAAUUGUGAGUUUCAUAACUGAUCUCCAAGUACUUAACCAAAAUAAUUAUGAUAGCCGUUGAGCAAUAUACUGUGUAGUAUAGAUAUAGCCCAGAUUUAGACUUAGUCUAAAUUUAGGUGUAAAUCUUUCAGUUUUAGAGCUGUGGUAGCCUGGUCCUAGAACAGUCAUCUAGGCUACAUUUAGACGUCUAUUACACCCUUUUUAGACAAAAAAAAUGCUUAGUGGAUAAUCGUCAAUAAAAGAAACUAUAAUGGUCCAUAUUCAAAGCUUCAAUUCAACAAUAGCUUUAAUUACAUUAUUGCAACCAGUGUAAUAAACUUGUGGGCCUCUAAUGAGACUUUACUGUUACUUUAAAGACCAUUAUGCCCUGAAGGAAAACUUUCAAAGUUUAAAAGAAAGUGAGGGCCAAUUAUUGAGAAGAAAGACUUAAUGAGAGGAGCCUUCAGGCUGACUAAGACAGACCAAACACCAGAAGUGACAGCUUUUUUUUCUCUCAAUUGACUUUUUUUUCUUAUAUCCAGAGCUCAACACAAGCUCUUUAUUCCUCACACUUUGCUUUCAUUUUUUAUGAGCCAAGAAAAGACGCUUUUUCAAACAUGGCGAUAACUGGGUUCUGAAAAAAAACUUCCUGGCAGCCCUUGACAUCAAACUGCACAGUCAGAAAAUUGACCUCAUAACAGUCAUAUUUAACACAGGAUACAUUUAUUCCCACUAAAGUCAUUUUAAGACUAAGCUUCACAAAAAAAGUAUGAAAUAAUAUAUAUUACUUUAGUCUCCCUUCUUCUCUUGGUGUGUAGUUGUAUUCUCUGCUUUGGCCCCCUUUCACUGCCUUGGUCUCAUCUCCUUCACACAAGGACAAAUGGGUAAGUCACAAAGUUUACCCUCCUUGAAAAUCAGUGACCUAAUUUUGUUGCAUUAUAGGCUACAUACAGACAUAACCACAUUAGGAAAAACUGACCGCAAACAUUAGCUCAUUAAUUGAUUCUGCAGUCCAGAAAGAGAAGAUCAAGUAUUGAUUUUAUUGCGGUUGCCUGCCUGAUUAUGAUCUCCUCGACUGGGGGUUUAUUUUCCAUUAUAUGAUCACAGGCGGUCAAUACUGAUCAAAAUAAUCCCCCCUCUCUAUACUCUCUUCCUUUAAAGUGCCCACUCUAAACCUAUAGGCCUUUAUCAUAUGCUUUAUUAAUAAUCCGAACCUAUUGAUCCAUAUACACUUAAGGCUGCUUUGGCUGCGUUUAAAGGGUUUAUGUGCAAUACAAAGUCAUGGUGAAAUACAUUUUCCCUUUGGAUCAGUGGGUUAGACAUGAGAGUAAUUAUGGGGUUAAUAAAAAACAUUAUUAGGGAGAAAAAGUAAAGGGAGAGGAAAGAGUUGGGGGGUGAAAAAAGGAGGAGGAGGUGAAGGAGGAGGUAGAAGAAGCAGAAGGAAGGAAAGUGUUUGAAUUAUUAUCCUGUAUAUGCCUGAGUGGACACGAGACAGAGAGCACGAGGGAGGAGGCAGGGUGCCUGAGUUGUUGAAGAAGAAAAAGAUGAGAGGUGAGCCUGAAGGUGGGGAGGAGAGAGAGAGAGAGAAAGAAAGAGAAGGGAAGAAGGGUGAUGAUGAAUGGAUGGGGAACAGGGAUGAGAGACGCAGCAGCAUGAAAAGGCUGUAGGUAUACGGGCUAUACGGCGCGCGGUCCCGCUCCGAGGAUGAUGAAACGUUAAUUAAAGUAAACGAGCUACCUGAGCUCCCCGGCUAACCCCCCUGUCACACCCUGUCAGGAGACAGAGAGACGGUGGGAGGAGGAGGAGGAAAGAGAAGGGGGGCAUCUGAACUAUAGAGAGAAGUUGGGUAAUCCAGCUGUGGCUUUGGUUCAAGGUUAAUUUCUGUCACUUUUACGCACAGUUUUUGCGCAUGGUGGCCUCCGAAUGUGCGGGACACUUUAGUGCUCAAACUUUGUUUUUGUAGAAGGUUAUGCUUUCAUCAAUAUGUGUUGUCGAAGUUUGAGUUUUUAUUUAACUUUCAGGUUGUUUUUGCUGCAGAGAUCUCCUCAUUCGUUUAAGGGACAACAACCUCAAGAAGCAGUGCAUGAUUUUAGUUCAAUGAAAUCUAUCAGAAGCAGAGGUUGCACUAACAUGCAUCCAUUAUUUUAUGCAGGGGAAAGUAAGGCCCUUAUUUUUCAAUCCCCAUCCUUUUUCCUCUAUAUGCAUGUCCCCUCUCUGUGUAUAAAAUCCUUACUUCCCGUUCAGUCCACACAGAACGUUCAAGCGCCAAGAUCACCUUUGUUUCUUUUUUUAAUGCUCAUAUUCAUUCAAUUAAUCUGGGCUCUAAUUCGUUUAUAUAUUUAUUUACUCGCUCUCGCUAUCACUCUCUCCCUUUUUUUCAUCUCUCUCCAACGAUUAUCCCGGCGUCUAAUUAGAAAUCGAUGCAGCUGGGCCGCCGGGUAUUUGCAAUGUGUUUGUGGACGUUGAGAACAAUUCCCCGGACAGAAAAGACCGAGAGAAGAAAGAGAGAGGAAGAGGAAACGGCAACACAACACAACACUGCACUGCACUAUAUAUGCACACACGCACACACACUGACAACCGACUUUACUGCUCGCAGCUAUUCUUCUUUCUAAAAAGCAGCAGGCUAAGAGAAAAAAAGGAAGAAUGGAAGGAAAGGAAAAAUGAAAGGAAAAACAUUUUUUAACGACUGACGCUUGGGAUUUAUGCAGAAUUGUUGAGGAGUGUUUCCCUGUCUUUUAGGAAAACAAACAAAUCUCGGAGUGGAAGAGCACUUUAUAUGUGCGAUGGCCUGUUUCUAACCCCAGCCUGCACUUUAGUGCGUAAAAGUCCAAGGAGCCAUUUCAGCUCAAAGUUAUGACAAUGGACUUGUAGGCCAAGAAGAAAAUAGACCUUGGUUUAAAUUAAAUGUGAAUAAUCCUUGCGUAAUUUUAGUCCAAAUAGUGCGUUUUAUUCUGAGGGAAUAUUCUGCAAACUGACGCGUAAAAGACGAAGAAUAAUUUUUCUCGUUUUUAGUCCCAAAAAAGUAACAUUAACUUCUGUUUGUUUGAUGGUUAAACACUUUUAAAACAUUUUUUUGAAUGUCAAUUUGAAUGUCUUCUUUUUACAAUAUCGUGAAUAUAAUCUAGAUAGUCUAUAUCUAUCUUAAUUUUGAGGCCUAAUGUGAAAGUAGCAAGGUCAGGGAGUUUUUGGGUGAGAAGAAAUCAUGUGGUUGCGCACAAAUAUCAUCAUCUCCUUUUUUUUCUUCUUCAACUACUACUACUUUUUCGUCCUUUUCUUCUUCAACUACGACUACUUUGUCUUCUUCUUCCUCCGCCGGUGUUUGUCUGUUGUUCACACCGAGUCUGAGUCGCCUCCUCCCCGCCGCGUCCCAUGGAGACGAGUCGGCAUAGAAGCGGGUUAGCGUCAUUACCGGAGCCAAUCGAAGCUAACCGGAUUAGCAGCUGCCAGCUGAAAAAAAAGAGAGGGAGAGAAGAGAGAGUGUUUCAACCAAGUGAAGAAAAAAAAUAAAUGUAAGGAAUGAGAGCCCCGCACUUUUAUUAGUUCAGCUUUUAUAGCGCGGUGUGUUUACCGUCUGUGCUCAGCGUUUUAUUGGCUCGCUCCAUAAUCUGUUUUUCACACGUUGUUUCUCCCUGUUCUCUGUGUUCAUCAUCCCAAACGAGAUGCAUCUCUCUCUCUCUCUCUCUCUCUCUCUCUCUCUCUCUCUCUCGCUCUCUCUCUCUCUCUCUCUCUCUCUCACCAGUCAGGAAGUGUCAUAAAGGGAAAUACAGUGUUGGAGUGUCACCCUCCUCUGCAUGAUGAGGAAAACUGAAUAACUUGCCUUUUCUCGUUGUUGCUUCACAUUUCGUCAACCCCUGUGAUGCUUUGCUUGUGCCAAAACCAUCAGUCUGGACUCCCUCUGUCUGUGUGUGUGAGUGUGUGUGUAUAAGUGUGUGUGUGUGUGUAGCUUGCAUGUAAGUGUGUGUCUUUGUUGCUGCGUGCACAAAGUCAUAUGUGAGCCUCCAUCCUUGCAUUCUCUGUCAGUCUGUCUUUCCAUCUUGCACGCUCAUUAAACGUCCCUCACACAUAUACACACAAACACACUCACACUGACUCUCCCUCUCUCUCUCUCUCUCUCUCUCUCUUUCUGAGUCUCUCUCCCUCUCCUUCUUCUUCUUCCUCCGCGCCUCACGCUCCCCUUGCCCGUGGCUAUAUGAUCGUGAAAAAUGUGUUUACAAAACUCGCUCUCUCGCAGAUCAAACCAUACGGACGAAUCAAAGACUUUGGUGAGAGGAGAGAGAGGCAGAGAAGAAGCCAGUGAAGAGAGAGAGAUAGAGAAAGGGUGCGAGCAGAGGGUGUGUAGAGGCCUUAUAAUUUUAAAAUUCUCUAUGUGUUAUUCUCCUUUUUCUCUCCCUUCUUGUGUGUUUGUGUGUGUGUGGAUGUCUGCCUGUAUCUCCUUUGGUAAUACAAUAUCUUUAAGGCCCCCAAAACAACUAUCUGUGUCUCACAGUUAAACAUGAGAUAAUGCAAUAUUGAUGUCUCCUCGUCUUUGCUAUAACGCAAUCCUAGGCCCAUUCUGGCUGGACACACUAACAUGGGCUGAGAGUGCCCUCGCACUUAAAAGAAUUACUGUGAUCCUGCAAUAAAUUUUAGAGGGAUGCUACACAAAUAUUAAGUCCCCGAAGGACUACAGUGAAAGCAUAAGAUGAAAAUACUCCUGAAGUGGCAUUAGGUUGCCUGUAGAGUGGGUAGUCUGCGCAAGAAGAAGUCGAAAUUAGAUGGGAUGAUUAUUGCCUUGGCGGAGACUGAUGGGUUUGGAAACCUUAGGAAGCAUCUGAAACAAGAACGGGAUUUACUAGCCAGGAGUAACGGUCAGAAAUAUCCGAUAAACUCAAUCAUUAACCAACAAAUUAAACCUAAAAAAGAGACCAUUAAAAAAAAAAAACUAUUUAUAUACUCCUAAAAGGUGAUACACCUGCUUUUAUGACGCUAAAAGUUGUCAAAUAUGCAAUAAUUCUGAAAUCUCAAUCCACAGGUUUAAAAAAGUGUAAUUGGAGUUAAAAUCUUUACGUCUUUUUUAUGAGAAAAGACAAAAAUAAGUGACAACAAGCACCUCCCUUUGACAGAAACUAAAUGAUUACUGUACGAGAGGAGAAAGUGUCCAAAAUAAUCAUGAAACGACAGGACAGAGAGACACACAGUGGGACACAGGAGGGGAGGAUGAGGAGUGUCAGUCUGUAGCUGAAGAAGAGGGUAAAGGGUGAGGAGAGGAGGGAGAGAGGGGCGGGAGUGGGGGGGCAGACAGACAGGCAGGGGCAGCGAUUAUAGCAGGGUUUAUGUAUGAGCUAUUGAUUGAGUCGGUGGUGACUUCUUGAGUGGUUAAUUCGGGAAGUGAGAGCGAUAGAGAGAGUAACUCACUGACCAGAGAUGGGAGGAAGGGGAGGGGGUGAAAAGGGGGUGAGAGGAUAAAGAGGAGAGAUUGAGAGAGUGCAAAGAGGACGAGGGAGGAGAUAAAGCUGCGUUUCUACUGGAAAACUGGGAAACAAUGAAAAUUUGAAAAGGAGCUGUACUGUAGAUGAACUGGAGUAACUUUUGAGUGCUUUUGUUUGCUGAAAUGUGUUUAAUGUGCUUAUUGACGGGGUCUCACAGACACUGCUGCUGUCAAUACGAGACCACUCCCAUCGCUGAGACCUUCGCCUGCACAAAAAAGGGACUAAACACACUUCAAAACAAGGACAUUUUUUUGUGGGGUUUAAUUUAUGAAAUAUCGAGUCUAGUUACAGAUUGAAAAUGUUUCAUUUUUUGACACAGGAUUAAAUGUUUGAUAUCAUAUACAGGUUAUAUUACGAAGACCUCAUAAACAGGGGCCAGGGGCGUCCAUAGGUUGUCCAGGGGUGACUUGCCCCUCUUUGAGAAUCUGAUUGGCCACUCUAAGUUGUCACAACAGAACCCUCAACUAUGAUUGGCUGUUUUCAUUGUGAAAGGCAAGUUUAGGCUAUGCUGUAACAGGCUGCUAGAUUUUCUUUGUGCGGAAGUGUACUAAUAUAUUUUUUUGAUGCUUAAAAUAGAAAAAUAUUUAACAUAUAUUACAUCAACAGACGAUGUGACGAACAAUUUUCUUCUGAUUAAUGUAUUUUCGGUGGUGUGACUGUCCAGUUGUCUACCUCAAUUUUCUGAGACUGUUACUCUUUUACAACUUUUUUUUGAAACUGACAAAAACCGAGACACAUUUUAAUAAGAUUAAUUUUUGAUUAUACAAAUCUGUGAUAAACUACUCAAUCAUAAAUCUUUCACCAUCAUAGAUAUAUACCGGAAUAUCUGUCUGACCUUGUUAAACUGCGCCAGCCCUCCAGAGCCCUGAGGUCAGCCAAUCAGGUGAUUUUAGACGUUUCUCGAUCCUUUUUAACAUCUAGGGGAGAUCGAGUAUUUUCUGUCGUGGCUCCCACUUUGUGGAACGCUUUACCCCUGACAGAGCGCACUGCUAACAACCUCACUUCUGAAGAUGCACCUGUUCACUUUAGCUUUUGGGAGAAUAUAGCUACUUUUAUUGGGUAUUUUAUUUUUUUGCUGUUUAUCUAUAUUGUUGUUUUAUGUUUUUAUAUGUUUAAUAGUUUUUAUAGUUUUUAAUGUCUGGCUAUUUUACUGUAAAGCACUUUGGUAGGCCACUGGCUGUUUUUAAAUGUACUAUAUAAAUAAAGCUGACAUCGACAUUGACAUACCUGUAUGACACUUGACUGUGUGAAGUCAAAGUAGAUAUGAUGAAAGGAGUUAGGUAGCAGUGUUGUUUUCAUUGACGAUGACGUCAUCGUCAAUGAAAACAACCCUGGUGUGUGUGUGUGUGUGUGUGUGUGUGUGUGUGUGUGUGUGUGUGUGUGUGUGUGUGUGUGUUGGAGGAGCACAGCGGGCUAAUGACAGCUGUCAGAGUGGACUGAAGCUGCUCCUAUAUGUUUAGCUUUUGACGAAAUGCUCAUGAAUUUUGCAACUCUGUUCGUCAUCCACCGCUAACGUUUUCGUCUAGUCUCGUCUCGUCAAUGUAAACGCACAUUCGUCUCGUCACAUUUUAGUCAUCUAAGACUAAUGUUUAGCUUGUCAACGUCACGAAAAUAUUUUCGUCAAUGAAAACAACACUGGUAGAUAGACAUUUUAAAGCUUUUAUCUUAUGUGUGCACUCAUACUUCAUGCCCCCCUCUGCUCCAGUGGGGUCCCCCCCAGUCACACACUUUGGACACGCCCCUGCUUAAAUACUCUGACACUCUGGCUUUCAUCAGAACUGUAGUUUAUAUAAUUUCAAAACGGAACUGUUGUUGGUAAAUGUGCUUUCACGUCUUAAAAAUGUCACCUUAACUGUUUUUAAACAGCUCUUUCACCUCCUCACACACAUACACACACACACCUUUCUUCUCGCUCUAUAGGCGUGAAGUUGAGCCCAUAGGACACUCAUCUGCUCCAUGGAAACAACAGAUGGUUUCCUUGUUCUGACUGUGUCACCUUGUCUGAGGAAGUUAAAAUCAAGAGCAACAACUUGGACAAGGAGGUGGUUCGCGCACGUGCACGUGGGGGGUAAGGCGUUUUUCGCGGCGCGAGGAUUGAGUAGGAUGGAGGAGUAUCUUUGUCAUGUGGAGAUCGGUGGAUUUCCAAAUGUCUGCGGCGCAUAUUCAUCAGUAUUUUCGUUAUCAAUUCGUCUCUCAUCUAGGUUUUUUUUUUUUUUUUUUUUGCUGGUAGGAUAUCCUGCAGUCAAAUUCCUAAAAGCCGCGCGCGUGCGUAGGCUACGUGUGUUUGGCGUGAAUGUGUGUGUGAGAGUGUGUGUGUGUGUGUGUGUGUGUGUAAAGGUCAGCUCGCCGGCGCAGUUUCUUUUCCUAUUUCUCUUCCCUCUCGCGCAGGUUUUGAUCUCUCAGCCGCGAGAUCAAAGGCGCUCUCUGGCUAUUAGUCAGCGCGAGCCAUUGAUCCCUCAUCGAUCCACGCGAGACACAGCCGCCCCGUGAACACCGCGCGAGGCUCCCCAAAGCUCCUCCCGCGCGUCCGGAGAGAUGGAGAGAGAGAGAGAUAGAGAGAGAAAGAGAGAGAGAGCAGGAGUGAAGGCAAAAGGAGGGAGUUUGAGCAAUGUGUGUGUGCGUGCGUGUGUGUGUGUUUUUCUACUGGCGCGGGCAGAGCCAAACUGGAGCUUUUUCUUUGCCGCGGGACAUGAAACAAUGAGGCUCGAGCCGGUUUUAAUAAAACGCGCUUUCCCUCCUUUCAACUCUGGCGCGAGGCGGACGAGCCGGCAGCGGAGAGCGAUCGAUAAUUAAUGACGAUGAAUAAUUUAACCCUAUCGAUUGAUACUUUUUUCUUCAUCCCUUUUCCCCUUCUUUUCCUUAUUUUCUUAAGGCCAGCGUACCAUACCAUACUAAUACUGUUUCACGCGCUCACAUCCUCAUCUCCACUCACCUCGUCUUAAACUUGUUGGAGUUCUCCACCUUUCAUCAAAGUCUGAAAAAAACAAGCUUUCUUAUUUAUCAGCAGCUAUAAUGUCCAAAUUCAUAACCUCACUGAACUUCACCUCACUGUCAGGGUCCUUAAAUCUCUCUUCCUGAGUGACACUAGAGACUUUACAGGAUUUUGUUUUCUCCUAAAUUCAUGUCCUCAAAUUUAUUGAAAUACAAACAAAAAGAGAACACGUAUUUCUCCUACCUUUUUAGACCAUAAAUGCUCAUUUGAGUAAAACUGCAUAUUAAUCAAAUCGUUGAAAAUUGUCCUUAGUAGAUGCACAAUUUGUCCUAUAGUUUGGGAUACAUGUGCUGCUUUCAGAUACACAAGAGGUAGUCAAAAAGUACUUAAUAAAUUCAUGAUUAUACAUUUUAAACAUGCAUUGGUUGUAAUUUUCCGCACAAAUAAUAUGUAUUAAGGUCUUGUAGAGUGGUAAAGCCAGUUCAACAUUGUCAUUUUACCUUCAUAGGUUGUGUUGUCAAAAAUAAAACAACAUGCGUUAUUAGUAGAAGGUCUGUUAUUGCCUCAUUUUGAUUUUUCCACAAAAUGAAGUUUUUAAAUUUUUCCUACAAUUUGUUAUAGUGUGUUUAGCAUCUUCAGUCACAGGCUUCAUAAACAUAAGUUGUGCUAUGGCUAGGUUUAUUUAUUUAUUAUCUGUUAGAGUGAUAUUUUCUGAGUCUGUAUCACCCUCUUCUUACUUUAAGCUUACAACUACAGCUCUCAGCUACACAAGAGAUAGUCAAAAAGUACUUCAAUAAAUUCAUGAUUAUACAUUUUUAUCAUGUAUUGUUUGCAAUUUUCCGCCCAAAUUACGUGUACUUGUUGGCACAUAGUCGAGUGGUGAAUCCACUUUAAUGUUGUCAUUUCACCUUUCGUAAGUUGUUUUGCCAAAAAUAAAACAACAUGCCUUAUAUUUUAGUCGGAGGUCUGUUAUUGCCUCAUUUUGAUUUUUCCACAAAAUGAGGUUUAAAAUUUUCUUACAAUUCGUCAGUGUGUGUUUAGCAACUUCAGUCACAGGCUUCAUAAACAUAAGUUGUACUAUGACUAGUUUGCUUCUGCAUUGAUUUUAAACUUCUUUUAAUCGUUUUUAAAGCCCUCAGUGGUCUUGCCCCCUCCUUACCUGUCCAAGCCCCUGUAUCACCACUCCCCAGCCAGAGCCUUUAGGUCCCCUGGCCAGUUACUGUUGAGGGUCCCGAAAACCAGACUCAAGUCUAGAGGUGACAGGGCCUUUUCAGCGGUCGCCCCUAGACUGUGGAACAGUUUACCUGUCCAUAUUAGAGCCUCUCAGACCUUAGGGUCUUUUAAAUAAUCUUUUAAGACCCCCCUUUUCUCCCUUGCUUUUAAUAAAUAAUCACACAGGAAUCAGAGGCACUGUAGCUUUUAUUCUUUUACUGUCUGUCUUUUAUUCUACUGUUUUUAAAUUUAAUUUUUAUUGUCAUCUAUCUAUUUCUUUACUUCUUUUAUUCAUCCCAUGUGCAGCACUUUGUUUGACUGCUGUCUUUUAAAGGUGCUUUAUAAAUAAAGAUCGACUUGACUUGACUAGGUUUAUUUAUUAUCUGUAACAAUGAUAUUUUCUCAUUCUGUACUAUACUUUCUCCUUAUUAUCCUUUCCUUACUUUAAGUUCAUUUUAAGUUCAUAACCAUGGUGCCUGUGUUAGCCAAUACAUUCAGUUUAUAUGUCGAGCUUGAUUUUACUUAACAGCGAUCACUUUAUGGUGAAACGUGGCAUUAAACUAAAAAGUUUUUGGUGUGACUAAAUAGGAAUACACUGCUCUGUUUCUGUCUGGUGAUAUGUCUUGCUCAUCUCUCAGAGUGAGGGGUUUAGGAUCAGCUUUGCCCCUUCAAGUGUGGAGUAAUGGCUGCUCUGUGGGAGCACAGAGAAAGUCAAAGAGGCUCUUGUAACUGCACAUCUUUUUCAAUACGCUGACAGUAAUACACACUUCUCGUUCCUGUUGGUUUUGACAUUACAUUAUAGUUUGAAGAAAAGUGAAAACAGCAAAAUAAGCAGAAACAAAUUCAUUAUUUUUCUAUGUAUUGUAAGCAGCAUUCGACUCUUGAAUUUCACCACUUUAUGGAUGAUUUACAGUAAAUAAAAACUUUGAUUUAAAUGCCAUAUUUCACAACAAGUGACCACCAUAUUUUGAGAGACAUUUGCACAAAUCAGUUAUCUUCAAGAGCGAGUAAUAGGUUAAAUUUGAGCUGAGUUUUUUGGGGGUUUGAGGUUAAGACAUGGUUGCACAGAUGGGAGGUAACAUGGUUGGGUUACACGUAUAUGUAAGCUGUAUGUUUUGACAUAUAAGUGAUAUAUCGUCUAUUAUUAUUUCUUAAGAGGCACUGAAGGAGUUUUAUCAAAAUACAGCUAAGAAAUCAAGUUAAAUCAAAUAAUGUAGAUGGCACUGCAGUAGUAAAAAUUCAUUCAGUUUUAACUUUUCUUUUAAUAUUUGGAUGGACAGGUCCUUUUCCCUCUUCCUGACCAGCCCCCACCUCCUCCUCCUCCUCCUCCUUUGCUCCUUUCUCUCUCCCCUCCUCAUUUCUCCUUCUCUCCGUCUCCUCUAACAAACCCAUCGCAGAGUCCCUCUGUUCUUCCACCCUGAGGCUGACCAGUGUGUCAGAGCUAACCAGGGAGAGGAACAGAGAGAGAGGGAGAGACAGAAAAAAGCAAGAGAGAGGCAAGUAAAGAGAAAGGGAGAGAGAGAGGGUUCAGUCGGGCCUUUUUCAGGGGCAACCGAAAAAAGGAAGAUGAGACAGAUGUACUGAGCCCGUUUCAUCUGGUGGAAAAGAAAGCGGGAGAGGCCAGACUCUUCAUGCCUCUCAUAUUUUUCUAUCUUUUUAUAUCGUGACCCAUCACUCUUUCCUUCUUUAGACAACACUGGAGACAUAAUGUUGCCUGAAUGUCAACCUGCCCCCCCUUCCUCCCUCUACCCCAGUCACUCUGCUGAAUUUCAAAACACAGUCGGUACUACGCUGUGUUCCUCACACUGUUUCCUCCUCACUCCCGUCAUGGCCUACUAACCCCGGUUCUGCUGAAGGGGCCUGGUCCAAAAGAUUACCAGCCUCGUUGCAAACUUGCAUCACUGUGGAUCAGUCAGUCGUGUUUGAGAUGAUUUUAUAAUCCAAAUACACCUGAAACCACCCAAAUCUAACUCUGCACUUUUUGAAAUAUGCUUUUUAUUCUUUUUGGACCCUUCGGCCUCAACAUUGCCACAAGAUAUUAGCUCACCCUCAUUAUGAGCACACUAAAUAAGACUUUAUUCCUUUCUACCAGUGCUGUUAUCCCAGUUAGCCAAGUUCAGGUGAAGUUAAAUAAUCCAAAUAACACUAUUAAAAAUCAGACUCAAACUGUAUUACUGAAGUACAUUUUAAAAUAGAAUUUCACUGGGACAAAGAGAUGAUAAAUGAUGCAUUUAAGAAAAGGAAGAAUAAUAACAAAACAAAAUUUGGUAACACUUUACUUGACACCUAUCUCUUUAAUGCACCAUAAAUAUAUGUGUAAUGUGUUAUAAUCAUGUUAUAGCACUGUAUAACUAUAGUAAUAAACACUGAUAGCUGAUCAUAAUGCUUUAUGGCAAUAAUCAUAACACAUUAUAAAGCAUUUUAUCAUGACUUACAAGGUCAGGUAUUAUAAUGUGUUAUAAUUUGCUUAUAAACUUGUAUAGCUAUCAUUAUAUUAUCAUUAUAAACACUCAUUAAUUAUAAGAAAGCUUUAUAACAAUAAGCAUAACACAUUAUAAUACCUAUUUUAAUGCAUUUUACAUUUAUUUAUAAUGCAUUAUAGAGAGGCAUCUAGUAAAGUGUUACCCAAAAUUAUAAAAGAUAGGUCGAUAGUUGAGUAAGCUGCUUUCAUUAAAACUUUUAUGGUUUAAAUUCACAGAAAAAAAAACUCUGCAGUUCUUCACAACUCAACUAAAACUUUAAGCUCCUUUCUGCUCCUUGUUUGGUUUUACAGUCUAGAUCAUAUGCUGGAUAAAAAAGGCGAGCGAAACAACAGCUCCCCAAAAGUAAAACCAGAAAAUUUAAAGCCCACCCAGUGACUAGCUCCUGCAGAGACCAUAAAACUUCCUUCUACAUCGUAACAGAUGCUACAGGAGUCAAACAGUGAGCACCGAAGAUGUGGCUCUUGCCUUGGUGGAAAUUUGCGGUGGGACCAAAUAAAUCAUCUCCUUUACUUUGAUCAAGACAUGAUAGCACAAACAUUGACUCCUGUUCAUGCACUUUCGAACUUGCAAAGUUCAGGUUGUGUUGUUUCAGUAUCGGUUUUAAGUCCAAAAUCUGUCAAAAUUCCUUGCAAUUCCUUAAAUUAGUUAAUGCUAUAAAGAGACAAUGUGAUAUAAUGAUUGACAGCUCAGUUGAUGCUAACAGAUCAGAGACAGAACAGUGAGAGCUUUGGUAAAGAAAAGAGGUGGGAUGUCAGAACUGCUGCUGCUCCACCAGCCAGAUCAUGUCUCGGCUCCAAAACCCGUCACCAGUGUAAGAGGUGUUUUUAUUUUGUGCUUUGUUAUUUCAUAAUGUGAAAAAAUCGAGGCAUACUGUCCACAUCUACACGAUCAUUGGUCUUUACUUGGUUUUGUUUCGCUCUCACAAGUGUCUUCUUCAGAUACGACAUUGUGAAACUUACUGUACAUCACCGGCCUGAAAACAAACUACAGACUUCAAGCUUCAGUAAACAGUUUGUGAUGAAUGUUGAUCAUUUUUGUUGCUGAAUAGCCCGUUGAAGUGGGUGAAUAUUGGACUUACGCUGACCAAAAAGCGAGGAACCAGACUCUGAGUGAAUGCCAAUGCGGCUCCUGUGUCUGCUGGACGUGUAAAUAAGAAACUCUGAGCCAACAGGUCCACCAUAUGAACUUGUUGGAUGUUAUUUCAGAAUUGUGUUUACAGCUUGUUUCUGUUGCUCCCAAAUGUGAUGUAGCUGCAAAAAUGAUUUGGCCUUUUUGAGACUUUUCUGGAGAGUUGUUUGAAAGUUUAAAAACAGUAACAGCAAAAAGCACUUCUCGGUUUUCGCCCCGGUGUUAGUGCACGGGUUCUUGCAUCAUUGUGUUGUCGCUAAAACCUGCGCGCUCUUUCAAGUGUUUACCGAGUUAUCAAAGCCGGUGACUCAUCAACACACCAGAGGACGAGCAGUAGGUGCGUGCGUUUGCUAAAUCCGGCGUAGGCUCAGAUGCAUGUGCGAGACCAAAGCUGAGAUUUCCUUUGAACAGUGAGGGCGCUUUUGUCGAGGUGUGACUGUGCGCGCUAACUCUGCGCCCCUGUUGUGUGCUUUCACCAUUGUCGCUGCUAACUGUGUGAUCCAUCAUUCAUCCUUGGUUUCAUUGGUGGCCUUUUGUAGGAACCAGGUCUUUUGUUUGGACUGUUGUGUCCGGAGUUGCUCUUUAAGAAUAAAAUGCAUUUGGGUUUUUUUUUUUUUUUUGUCUGUUCUCAUCUCUGUGUGCUAUCAGCACCAAAGCAUCUUUAGUAAACAAAGUGCAUUCUGUCUUUCAGCUCAGUGAGAUGUGUGUUAGUGUGUCUCUAUUGAUUGAGUCAAUAUCUAUGGGCUCCAUGUCUUAUUCUGUGUGCUGCUGCCCGCUCUGUGUGUGUGUUUGUGUGCGCUGGGUACCUGAAUACCUGUGUAUUUGUGCUAUAUCUGCUGAAGACUGUGUGUUCACUGUGCAUGUACGAUCCAUUACAAUCUGUGAGCGUCUGUAUCUGACAGCCUGUGUGUGUCAGAGUGUGUGUGCGUGUGUGUACGAGGAACAGUAUUCCCUGGGCUGCUAGUUAUAAUGUUUCUGGGGGUGAUGGGGGGAACUUGAAAGCCCUGCGCUGCCCAAAUCAAAACUAACAAGGAAAUGAUGGGGGCUCCUUUAUCUCCUCUCUGGCCUGGGGGGCCGAGGGGGGCGAGAACGAGAGACUAGGGAGGGAGAGAGGGAAGGAUGAGGAGGAGGAGGAAAGGGAGGGAGGGAGAGAGUGAGGGAAGGGAGGAGGAGGGGGGCAGCCUGGCUUCCUCUUUGAUUUGUAAAAAAUGCAUUACCUCCGAAAUCAAACGGAAAAUUACUGCGCCGAAGCAAAACACACAGAGCAGGAGAGAGAGAGAGAGAGAGAGAGGAGAGGAGAGGAGAGGAGAUGGGUGGGGUAGGAGACAGGGAGGAAGAAAGGGUGGGUGAGGAGACAGAGGAUAGGUGCGAGCGAGUGGAAAGAAGGUGGGAAAGAGGAAAGAAGGAUUCACCUGUAUACAUAUAGAGUGGAUUGGGAUAAAGAAGAUGGAUAUAGAUAUAGGCGGUGCGUAGGUGGUUUGAGAGGUAACUGGAGAAACCCUGACAGAAAGGAGAGCGCAUGUAUCCGAUCCUCAGAGGAGAUAAGUGUAUAUAUGCUGAGAGCCUUGAGAAUAUGGCAAAUGAAAGAGCUGAUAUACUACAGAUGACCUGUAGCCCACAGGAAAGAGGAAACUUACAGAUUACUACCCCGAACAAAAAGAGCACCACGUUUUUGAAAGACUCAAAGCGGUCUCUGCUGAGGCCUUUGGUCGGUGUGAGUUUGGAAAACCUAGUGAAUACAAAAUAAUUUGUGGAAAAAUCCUGCGUGGAAUUACGCUUUUAUUUUGAAGAGGUUACUCCAACUGUUGUUCGAACCCUGUGAUAACUUCGGCUCAUUACGAGAUAGCGAGUGUAGGCAGAGGCAGAUGAGAAAAAUAAGAAAUGAUAACGUGAAUGAUGCGGGGGGGAAAAAAGCGUGUGAACAAGAUAGGAUGAAUGCCAACUUCAUAUCUGAAGACUAGAAAACAAGGAAGAUGAAGAAAGAGGGAGCGGAGAGUGAGAGGAGCCACAAUCCAAAGGCUAGAAAAGGGUGAGAGUGAGCGAGAGAAAGAGAGAGUCAGUCAGAGAGAGUGAGAGAAAGAAAGAGAGAGAGGGAGAGAAAUGCCUGGAGUUAGCAAUAAUAAUUUAUACAAACACACCUUAAUAAUUCACGUUCUAUUUCAAUGCUGGAGGGAAAAUCCAAAAUUCACAGAGCAUAAUUAAAUAGAGACAGAGAGUGAAGGGAGAGAUAGAGGGGUCGGCAUUAAAGAUAGCAGUGUAGUAGCAGGGCAUCGCUUCCAUCCGAGUUUUGUAAAACAACCCUGAUCAAAAUGUGAUUUCCAAACUAGACUCCGUCCUCUAGCUCAUCAUGGAAACACUGACAUCUCUGUACUUUUAGCUCUCAGCAGACGGGCUCUUUAAGUUUUUAAAAAGACACUGCUAAUAUUCGUCCUUUUGCUAAAACAUCCCGACUCCUCCGCUCUGAUCACCUGGUCAUACUAAAGUCACAUUUAUCAACAUAACUACUUAAUUUAAAAGGAAUAUAGAGGGAGAGAAGUGCUGUCAGAAACUAGUUUUGGACUUUCUUGAAACACAGCAUGAGAAAAAGUCAAGACAACUAGACUUCAGUUAAAAAACAUGACAAAUACAACCCUUAUGUCUUAACCAACAGACCACGCAGUUACUUUAUUUAUGAAUGGUGUAUCCACAGUCCUCUGACUUGAUGUGUAGUCUUUAUUUCUUAAAAUUUGACUCAUUAAAUGGCAGCGUUGCAUGUUAAAAAGCCUUUUUGUGCGUGUGUGUGUGUGUGUGUUACAGCUCAACUUCAACUAAGUUUUCAGGAGUGGAUUUAAUUCCUCCUGUUCCUAACUGCACUUUAGGGAUGUCCACCAUGUUGCAUCAGACUCUGCCUCAGGUGGCCACACAAGAUCACAUCCAUCAAACACCUGAUCUCUACCCGAGACAUAUGAAACAUAACCUUGCCAUAUUUCACAUCGAUUUAAGGUCUGAUUUUGAACUAAUUCAGCGCCCUUAGACCCUUAUGCAAUACCUCCAUUUUUCAACAAAGUUUACACUCUUGAACUUCAGCUUGUUGGAGUAAACUUACUCAGGAGCUGACUCUGGAUGUAACAAAUAAUUUGCCACGGAGUUUCUUGCCUCAGAUUUUUAUACUGCAGUAUUUAGAGUUGUGUGUGUGUGUGUAGAAUCAUUGGUCAGUAAUGAUCCCUGUAGACUAACUUUUGUCUCCUUUGGUGUGUUUGAUUCCAGGUGUUGUGGAGGCAUGGACUGUAACUGCGUCAGUGAUCUGCUGCUCCCUCCGGUGCCCGCUCUUUGGACGCCAGGUCAGUUAACAAGAAAAUUCUGUGUUUUUUUUUUUCUUUUAACAGAGUACCAUCAUCAAAUCAAAUCAAAAUCAUAGUCGUGCAUGUUUGAAAUAAAUCUAGAUUUUUACAGAAAAAAAUUAUGCACAGGCUUUUUGGUAAACAAAUUCAGUCUCUGGUAGUAAUUGGUUGUAUUUCUAAUGUUUUUACAAGGCUAGUUAGUGCCAGAUUCACCCCGUAGGUGAGUCAAAAAGCUGCUUUACUCCAUCCAUGUUAUGCAUACAGUCGGCUUUUAGAAUUCAGGCCCGUGCUGCAUCAAUCAGAUCUCUCCCAGCGAGCUGUCAUCAUCCCGCUGACCAAUCUGUUGAGGCUAGAGGGCAUUAGCGCAGACUAACAUUGCUCAGGGCACGUGCUGUGAUAUUAAACACAUCAUCCCUCACCUCCAUCACUCAUCAGUCAUUCAGACAGCGAUCCCCCUCGGCAACCGGCGGGACAAAUGACAGGCCCUGACCUCAUCCUCCUCUCUUUCCUACUCCGUACACCCAGGGUUCGCCUUCCCGGACUGGGCCUACAAGCCCGAGUCGAGCCCCGGGUCCAGACAGAUCCAGCUGUGGCACUUCAUUCUGGAGCUGCUGCAGAAGGAGGAGUAUCAGGGGGUGAUCGCCUGGCAGGGGGACUAUGGAGAGUUCGUCAUCAAGGAUCCAGAUGAGGUGGCCCGUCUGUGGGGGAUUAGGAAGUGCAAACCUCACAUGAACUAUGACAAACUCAGCCGAGCACUGAGGUAGGUGUUUGUGAGUGAUGCGAUGAAUAUCAAGCGAUAACACCGUCGGAGUCAGAUAAGUCACGGCGGUUAUUGCAGCAAAGUUAACAUAAAUUGUUUACUCCUCUCAGACUGAAUCCUAACCUGUUUUUUUUUCUUCAUGUGGGUUUAAUGGAAAGAUAAAGGUGGAGCUUUUUCUCAGGGAACGUCAAUAUCUUCAAUUUCUCCUUAUCUGUGGACAUCCUAAUGGAAAGUUCACCAUUGAGCUGCCAAAUAAAAAAUUCAAUAGGGAUUUCGAAAUUAAAGCUCCAGUAUGAAAUUGCUUGGACUUUCUCCUUCCUUGUGGUGCAGAAACUGCCUCAGCUCUGAACUUGCUGAAGGUGAUUAAAACAACUCACACUCCACACCUUCAGUGUUUUUUUUACACCCCCCUACCGCACACACGAUUUUCUUAUGCAAAUAAACGCUACCCCGACUUAUUCUCCCACCCACCCCCCUUCCCUUUUUGCUCUUUCCUUUGGCCUCUUGUUAAUGGGGGCUGUCGUCAGAGUCUAAUUGUUAUGAAUUGGCUGGGGCCACAAUUAGCCUUCUUAAUUAGCCUCACUUAAUUGCUCAAUUAAGGGCCACAGCGCAAUUGCCACGCAAAGCAAAACACAUACACAUCAUUGCACCGGGCGCAGCCACUGUGGCUACACGCUGAUCCGUACAUGCUGCUGUGUGUGUUGAUACGUCGCGUCUGCAUAAUGAGGCGAAGCUCAACAGUAUUUAAUGCUGAGCUCGUCUAAUGCAUUCUGGAUUUGCUGCAUUUUAAAACAAACAAAUCCAACCGCUCAUAAAAAACAGCAAGUCAAAUGUAAACUUCUGUCUCGCGAGAACAAACCUACAAGUUUUUCAAUUUACUGCAGCCCCCCCGCCUCCUUCUCUUUCCACUCUUCCCUUACCUGGGCCAGAUGGCUCCAUGUUUCCUUUUACCGCUGAUCAACCUGGCAUCCUGGCAGACCGUACACUGUGACACCUCCGUGGGUGGCGCAGGAAGCUGGCAUGACGGCAGCUCGACAUGCCCAGCGGGAGACACCUGAGGUCGUUACCAUGGAGAUUGUCUCACCUUUCUGUAAAUGUGCUUCGCCUGGUGGAAGCAUUGACGGCUUCUCUGUGUCAAUUACAUUCACGCUUCAACUAGCCUGCGAGUUUUAUUUCAGAGUUGAAACAGCUGACAAACAAGCAAAUUAAGUAUUGUACACCCUGAAAGUUUAAUUUUGGGUUUUUACACUUUAUUUAUAAUUUUCAGGACAACACUUGUUUCUUUUAAUUUAAUAAUAACAUCAUUUUAAUCACAAUCUAACACCUGUACUCUUUAAUUUUGAAUCGUAAUAGCCGUAUGUUGUCCUGUCACAGUGUUGUACCUCUGCUGUUGCUUAACAUUCACUUUACUGUAUGUUAAUGGCCUCUGUAGCUCAAAGGGAUUCAUCUUUUUGACUUUUUGUCUGUUAACAGCUGAAUAAAAUUUCCCUUUAAACGAGCCUCUCAUAUUGAAUCAAGGCAGGCAGACAUGAAUUGAUUGGAGGUAGGAGGAGAUGAAUAAAAACAGUGGGAAAUCAGCAUAGCUCUCGCCCAACAGCACUGAAAUUGUUUACUUAUUCUUUCUGUUAGCAAUGAAGCACAAAAACCUUGAUGUGAGCAUUAUAUUAAUCCUUCCCUCCUCUUUUCCUCUUCCUCUUCCUCUUCCCCUUAUCCCUUAUCCCCUCACUCCAUCCCUCCUUCGAUUUCCUCUAUUUCUUCUCUGUUGCAGGUAUUACUACAACAAACGCAUUUUGCACAAAACCAAAGGAAAGCGCUUCACCUACAAGUUCAAUUUCAGUAAGGUGGUGCUGGUGAACUACCCCAUCUUGGAUAUGGCAAACUCGCCCUUCUUUCUGGCCCAGAACCACUUCAACGGGGGCUCGACCGCACCCGACUGCAGCCCUGAGGUACGAGGAGAACGAUGGGGUGACUGGGAGAAGGGGGAACAGGAAGAAGGAUGUAUAUCGUGAGAUAAAUAUGCAGAUAAUUAAAUAUUACUGCAAAGAAGAAUUAGAGCACUAUGAGCGUUUGCAAUAAACUCCUCCCGAAAAUCUGAAUUUAUCAUAUUGAAUUAAAGCUUCUCCGUUAAAUAUAGUUAUGUUUUACCUGUUGGAUGGGGAACCGGGUAUAAUAAUAAUGGCCAUGCUUUUGCAUCAUCUGUCAGAAUAGCUUGAACUAGUUGUCAGCCAUCCUCAGAUUAAUUGGUGGAAAAGAUGAUUUUCAGGUUUAUUCAGGACAAGAGGAACAUGUUCCAAACAUUGUUAAAGGCAUACAAACAGCAGGUAGAAAUACUGAUUAAUUAUUAAGGCAAAAACGCAGUCAAAAUUUUUUUUUGUCACUGCGUUUCACAUCAUCGUCCCAAUAUUGAAGAAUGUUGUUGCACACUGCAGCACACUGCGUCUUUCACUCUCACAUCCUGCAGACCUACAAUGAAACUCAGAUGAGUUCUCUCCCCCGUGUUUGUAAAGCAGCACGAUUACACGACAUAAAAACAACAAAAGAGAAGCUUUUGGUUUCACUUUUUUUUUGAUAAAGAAAAAACUAAAAUGAAAAAACAUCAGACAUGAUAUGAUAGAAAUUUAAAAAUCCACACACCUGAGAAAAAAGACUCACAAGACAGAGUAAAAUCAGAAUUUCAUCAAUACUAAAUUUAGCCCUUUAAUUUCAGUGCGUCUGGCUGUCAGGUAGAGUAAAUGACAUUUAAAUACACAGGAGUUUUCAAAGAACAAUACAAAGAAAAAGGAAGGAGAAACAGCAAGACACGGCUCUCUACCCCUUAAAUUUUUUAUUAAUAGGAAUUAAAUUCAGGUAACUGAAAUCCAUUUUACUCCAGUGAUUUUGCUCUUGUAUCUCAGGCCCCUGCUGUGCCUUUUUUUUUUAGCUUUUAACACAAGAAUGGGUGGUAUCAUUGUGCCUAUCUUUUAUUCACUCUGUAAUGGAGAUAUUAACAGAAUACUUAUUGUUUGCCCUGAGAGAUUGUAAAUUUUUACAGAGACAAAUUGUAUCAGAAGAAAAAAAGGAGCAAAAAUGCAGCUCAGAAACAGUAUUAUGUCUUCAAUUGUAACUUUAUUAGGGUGAUAAGAUAUUUAGAGAAAAUGAAACUAUGAUUAAAUCAAUUUGAAUAUUUUAAAUUCAGCGCUACAUGAUAGAUGUUUUCAGACAAAUGCUUGAAAAUGACUUUUUUUUAAUUUGGAUUUUGGGGUUUUUUGCUGGCGUGCCGCUGAUUUUAAUUAACAUCAGCCGUCCUAGAAAGUGCCUCGAACUUGAAAGUACAGUAAGAAAGAAUCAUCCGUCAUUUGUCUUUGCUCCUCUUAAGACGGGAUAAGGCGAGACACGCUCUGAAGGAGACGGUAAAAGAGAAAGAGGGGGGGUGGUUUUAACUUGUCCUUAAAAAAAGAAGACGUUAUCCCCUCCUGCUCUCAUCCCCGUCUCCGAUGGCGUAUCCAUCUGUUAUCGAUUGAAAAUGAAAGAAAUCGAAAGCAGAGGGGUCGUGUUAGAUCAGAUCAAUGGUGGGUCAUUAAUGCGGUUUGUUAAGCAACGUGGAUCUUGCGGCUCGGGAGUACAGUCUUAUCUUUCAAAGUUGCGGGGCUGGGAGGUGACAGAUACUAUUGAUCCAAAAGUCCUGCUUGGGGGGGAAAAUCCCCCCUUUGUCCCCUUCAUUCCUGAGAUUCAACUGAUCCGUUUGUUUUACCUUUGCCUCCCUCUUCUUCGUAUAUUUAACACACACACAUUAAAAAAAAAACAGUCACAGCGACACAGAGCUGUCUUACAUCCCGAACACUCGUGACUUUCUAAGAUCUCUGUCCUUUUUGUCCCGUGUCCCUUCUUCUCUCGCCUCGUCAUUUAUCUUUCGUCCCCACAAUCUUAAUCUCUGGUCUCCAUUUGACUCUGAACUCUUCCUGCCUUUAAGUAAUUUGAGCCUCUUUGUCCCCCUGUGUCUCUUUCCUACGCUGAGUCCCAUGACGCCUCUUUUUAUCCUGUCCUUGCUGUGACUCUGUCACUGUUGGCAUCAAAGUCCACAGAGUGCUCCACAACACGGCAGCACCAUAAGGGCGGAAACAUAGGAAGGACACGUGUUCUGUCUGGGAAUUACAAAUCAAACUUUAAUAUUUCUAUCUUCCUUUGUUUCUUCUUUUUUGUCACUUAGGCCAUUCAGUCCCUGUUUCCUCGUUUGCCGGACUCGGGCAGGGGGACGUCUCUGUUCGACAGAGGGACCACAGCACCAGGGCCUGAAGGAGACAAGCUGAGACUGGACACAUUCCCCUUCCUCAGUUCAGGUAAGGAGGAACCCUGCCAAAAAGUAGGAAUCUUAAAGUAUCCUAGAGACAAAACCUUCGUCUUUGUGAAGGAAAAAGACAGCUUGUAUGGAGGGCAUAUAGGUGGUACAUACACAGAAAGAAGGAAGGAAGGAAGGAAGGAAGAGAUGGUGGAGGAAAAAGAGGAGAGCAGGGAGAGGAAUGAGGAUAUGGGGAGGCAUGAACAUUUAUUGUUAAAGGAAAUAAGAGAGAUGGCUGUCCCAUCGCAGCCUGCAGUGAGGCUCUGCUUCAGGUGAAAUAGUCCAGGUUAGGUUUUGAAUUAUGCAUUUCAGCGGCGGUACGGAACAAGUUGAAGGCUGAAGGAAUCAUCCUUUCAGCCUUUUUUAGGAAAGAUUGUUCACGUUUUGAAAACUUCUCCUUCGCACCGCUCUCAGGAAACGCAGCCUUGAUUUUUGUACGUUUGCUCUAACGCGUCUGCCUUUGUUUGUACUUGAGAGCUCUCUGUACGUGCAUCAGAAUGUGUGUGAUUGUGCCACAGAGAUAGGGAGCAUGUAAACAGAUGUACCAACACACACACACACACACACACAUGCACUCUUAAUCACACAGCCUGCCUCCCCCUUAUCUCCCUCCCUACUCUGUUUGUCCUCAGGUCCUUUCCCCCCCCUUCCUCCCUUCUCACCCUCCUCUCCCUCCCAUGUGUCCCCACUGUCCUAAUCCCUUCCCAGGCAGGAAGGCCCUAAUUGAGGGUGCAGGCUUCAGUUUGUGGCCUGUGGGCGCCCAUUACUGUGUUUUCAUAAGCAAGUGAGGCCUGCCUGACUGAUUCAAUAUUCAUGUGUCUGCCAGCUACUCCUGGCCCAGCACGCAGAGACUUCAGCACUGUCAAAUUAGCCCUGCAUAGUAAAUAACAGAGUGAAAGAGAGAGGGAGAGAGAGAGAGAUAGAGAGGAGGAGAGGUGGAGGGUGAGGCAGAGGGAAGAGAGAAGCUUUGAGUUGGUUGUCAGUUGGAAGGAAGUACAGUAGAUCGAGCGGCAAUGUUUUUGUUUGUUCAUUAAAAUUGAAUCCCAGCAUCACCUCAAGUUUACCUCAUUUCUCGGUUAUCAAGACGCUAACAAGGAGCUGAAUUAGGAUAAAGCGAUGACCUGAAAUUGUCUGAAAUUGUCUGAAAUUGUGCGAUGACAUCGCAGACCUUUCUGUGGAGAGAGUUUGUGAAGUUUCCUCACUUAACCUGGAAGUGCAGGGACCGCUGUGCUGAUGCAUUCUUUAGAGUCUCAGGUGGAUUUUGUUUUGGCACGGUGACUGUCACCGCUGUAAUGAUGUACAGUGGAAACAGAGAUGUGGAGGUCUCCGUGUAUUUCCCUUUCAGCAGGCAGACAUAAUAACCCGAGAUGAAAACAACUCUGCGUGAUUACUGGUUUGAUUAGUCUGAGUUUCAGUGCCCACUGCAGUGUGGUUUCACAUGUGGUUUGCAGCAGUGUGAAGUGGGUGUACUACACAGUACUGGUAUGCAUAAAUGAACCAUCAGGUUUUUUGUUAAGAGCAGCCGUGCCAGAGUUGGCCCCUGUGGCUUCUCAUUAGACUUGCUAAUACCGAUGAGCAUAAUUAGAGAACAUUCUUAGAUGCUGUAUGUCAAGAAACCUUUGGCCCCUCUGAGUUUUAACCUCCAUCUCUGGGUUUUUCUUCAUCCUAGGUGCCCCAUGCUACUCCAAACCCCCGUCCCUGUUGGGCCCGUACCCACGCAACCCACCCUUCGACUACCCCUGGGGCUUCAACCCCUACCUCCCAGGGGCCUUCUCUCUCAAUAACUGCCCCAAACUGCCCCCUGGCUCGCUUUACCCCUCCCAGUUUUACCCCAACCCUUUGCAGAGCAGCCUUUCCCAGCUGCCUCACCCCUUCUCCUCCCUUCUCCCCCCGGGGGAGGCAGGUGGAGGUGAGAGGGGGGCAGCAGGGCAAACCGGAGGCACAAACGGCACGGCGGGUGGUCAACCAGUAAGACUCUGCCUGCCACCUUACCCGGGGAGCCUGUCGCUGGGUCGGACAGACAUUGGGGCGUCAUUGGUGGAGAGGGACAGGGUGGAGGCGAAUCCUCCGGGCUCAGGUUUAGGCCUGGGUCUGGGGGCAGUCGGAUUAGGAGCCGGGACUGUGACGGGCCAGCCGAGCCCCACAGAGAGGAGAGGAGGAGGGAUGAAGCAGGAUCCGGAGUCAGACUCAGACCUGGAGAUCACAGAUCUGAGCGACUGCAGCUCGGACAACGAGAACGAGCACGAGUUCGGCAUCAGGAAGGAGUCCAGCCUGGCGGGCCGAUCUCAGUUACUACUGGAUGGGAAGAAAGGGAGCGCGCUGCCACCCAUCUCCUCUCUUCCUCCAGCCGUGUCCCCUCAUCCUCUGAAGAGCCUGAUGCCCCUCACCCCUCCACCCCCAUCCCUGCCUCCGUCGCUCUCCCCCUCCUUGGCUCUGCAUGACAGACACAGAGAGACAGAGACUCUCAAAAUGAUCCACAGCUAAUACUUUCUCUCCUGCGUCCACCAUCUUGCCAGUCUGCGCUCUGAUAACUCUCUUUUUCUCUCCUUUCUUUUCUUUGAGACACUUUCCUGCUUUAAAAUGUCAACCCCUGAUGGACACUUUCUCCAGGAGAGGCAGUCAUGUCCUUUACUUCUAGAAUUACCGUUUCCUUGUUUGCUGUGUAAGUUUUUGACUCGCCUACAGUCCAUUACACCGCAGACGCGUCCAUCCCAGCGUACAUGUUUGAGGGUAUUGUCUGUCCAUAUCAGCAUCUUGUCCUUUCUGUUUUGAUCUCUCGAACCAAAUAUUCGCUCCACGCUUUGUAUACUUGUUAAACGCGUUGCCAGCAGGACUUUACAAUUUGCUGUCUGCUGUCGGCCGUGCUAUGAUGGAAAGCAGCGAGGUGGUAAAUUACAGCACAGCAACGCCUGCACUGACAAACAUUAACAAACAACAUCCCUAUACUAACAGAACAGAACAACAAAUAAUGCUCUGAUCGAUCCAAUUUUGCACAUUUGUGCUGUAAUUCUUGAGAUUUGGACCAUAUAUCCAAAAUCACUGUGAGUUCUGGGACAUAGUCAAAUACUGCCACCUAGUGGUCCUGUCAGUCAACAUCUCCUUUAAUGAAAUCAUCUCAUUACCUCAUUGUCUGUCCUAAAGGGAGCUUGUUGAGGCGAAGUUUGUUUUGCACUUACUUUUAAAAGAUUUUUUUUUUUGCAGGUUAAUUUGAAUGAAUUCUUAUUUUUAAUAGUGAUACCCGUGAUAGUGUGUGAAUUUUUAUUUUGUCCUGUGGUUCGAGUAUUUCCUGCACUUUUUCUAAAAAAAAAAUUAAAAAUAAAAAUGAAAAUAAAAAAGGAAAGAAAAAGAGAGCCGGGGGAGCAGGACCAAUCUAGAAAUUUGUAUGAAUAUUUCUGUGUAUAUAUUUUAUUAUUGUGUACAUUACAUUUAAUUAUUAUUAACUAUGAUAAGAUUUAGCUGUAUUGUUGUGAUUUAAUUCAGUAUUUAAACAUGUCGGAUAAAUUAUAAGCUUAGGUGUAUUAAAGUUUAAAUUAUUAAUGGCAGAAGAUCUGCCCUCUGAAGAUGUUUUUCUAUGAUGAGGACAGAGUUCACACUGGGAAUCAUCUCAACCCCAAUUAAUUGUGCCCUUUGGUCAUUUUUGCCAGAUGCCCAACAUACAAACCCUUUGGGUUCAAAAAUAUGCCGGUAGACUUAUUUUUAUAGUUAGCAUUCACCAAGUGUAACUAUAAUGUAAUUAGUCUAAUGUGAAUAAUAUUGGUCUUUGCAUUUUCUUGUUUAAAUCCUCCCCUCUAAAUCUGUUUUUGAUUAUUUUUCAAUCAGUGCUUUUUGUCCACACCAGCUGCAGAGAUAUUUGGUUUUGCUUGAGGACAUGAAACAGUGUUAGAAAAAUGAUUCAAAGACUGUUUAUCUCUGCUCGAACAGAUCUGAUGAAACCACAUCCUUUCAGCACAGAGUGACCACUAAAGCAUAUUGUACAGCUUCAUAGCCUUUAUAUCUGAUGGUUUGUCAUACAGUGGCGGUAUACGACUCGUUGUGAAAGCUCUAUUGUAAAGUUAAUGUAAAGCUCUAUGUUUGUUGAGUUGCUACAGGACAAAGGCCCCCCAGUCACCUCCACGUGGAGUUCACCAACUAACAGCUGUAAAUACUGUUUCCUCUGUGUGUAUAUGUGUGUGUACACAUCCAAAAACAACAAUGCAGUGCUUUUACCUGUCAUCUCUUUGUUUUACUGUAAAGAGGAAAAAUGGAAAGUGGCAAAAAAGAAGAAAAAGAUUAAUAUCUUCAAAGCAAUAAACAUUAUUCUGGAUAGUGGA
Molecule: messenger RNA, 54555 nt
Organism: Xyrichtys novacula (pearly razorfish)
Lineage: Eukaryota; Metazoa; Chordata; Actinopteri; Labriformes; Labridae
Source: the annotation of a GenBank genome assembly